Messenger RNA from Pelobates cultripes (western spadefoot toad), 78046 nucleotides. The record is from the annotation of a GenBank genome assembly. NCBI's taxonomy places the organism in Eukaryota, Metazoa, Chordata, Amphibia, Anura, Pelobatidae.
GAAGCAGUCUGGAGACUAGCUGCCAACUUGCAGUUGAGGAGACAGAAUAAGAAACAUUGGAACAAAAAAUAUGGUCAUCUGUCUUAACAAUAGCUGAAAUGCAGCACUUGAUACAGAAUUAACAAAGGGAAUUUCUAAGUGGAUUUACGGGACUUUUCUUAAUUUUUAAUUUUUUUAUUUUACUAAUGUUUUCUUUUCGGUCACAGCUGUGAUAAAAACUGUUCUUAUUUUCUUUCUUCGUGUUUUUUUGUUUUGUUUGUUUAAAUUUUCCAACCUUCUGUCUAAAUCAAAGGACUGAUCUGCCCUCCGUGGCGGAAAGUGUACGUACAAAACUUAUAAAAAUAUAAGCCUCCCGUAUGUUAUUUUUGAAGGGAGAUGUGAUCUCUUUGCUCAUUUCGUUUGAAAUUUAAAUAUUGAUCGGCACAUCUGGAACAUGGAUCAGCUAUCAAUAACAAGUGGAUUCCCAUUUUUUUCUUAAAACGCAAAAUAUUCUUCAUACGUGCUCCUUACGGAUGGUCCUAGACUAAAACUAAAACGGUAAAAGAAGUCUCAGGACCUGGAUACAGAUAGGUCGCCAACAAAUUAAAAAAAAAAAAAAAUGAUAGUUUGCACUGGACACCAAUAGAAUGGAAGUGUCACAUUAUACAGUUCAUGGGUUGAAGUUUUAUUGAUCAUCGUAAGUAAACGUUAUAUAUCCCUAUGGGUUCCUGGACUGGAAGGUGUGGAUUAAUAAGCUGCUUUGAUACUUCAAGUCUAAAGGAUUCAUAGAUGACUGAGUUUUAAUUACACUGGUUGGACUUUCGAGGAAGUCAAUAGGAGAACAUUUGUUUUCAACCUGUCUUGUUAAGUGUAAGAAGACCUGGCGGGAUUAAGUAGAUUUAUGUUAUAUUCUUGACCCCUUGGUCUUGACAAGCCCUUAUCUACACUGAAGGAUCACUUUCCACUUGCUUAAUCCUUCUCAGCAUCUUCUAGAGGUACUUGGAGCUUUCUUCAGUAUAGCUUUUAAAACACUAAAGGAUAGAUUCCCCAGAACAUGAUGAAGUGUUGGAUAUCGCUCCUCGUGGCCACAGUUCUGUGCCAGCAACUUACUGUCUUCAGAGUAUUGGCAAAUAAGAAAGAACGCAAGAAGGCAAAAGAGGCUCAUCAGUUCACUGAACCCUUUAAUGUCACUUUAUCCAACAGCGAAGAGUUUGAUGAACUUGAAAAGGUAUGUGAGUUAUCCCCUCCACUUCCCCUCCCAUUCACUCACUCCACAGUUUCUUUUAAGACAAAAAAGGAUUUGCUCUAUCCGAAUCUCUAGCUGCUAUAAACUACAACUCCCAUCAUCCACCAGUCAGUCACACUGGGAAUUACAGUUCAAAGCAGUUCCAGUAGCAGGUGUUGAUAAUUAAUGCUCUGCCCAAAAUACUGUUAAAGACUAAGUACCACAGUCACAGAACAGCUAGCUUCCUACUUUCAAUACUCUGUUCUGUCUUUUAUUAAAUCACACUACUAUAUUUUCAUAACGCAUAUAAUUUACCUAUUAGAUUGUCUCUGACUUCUCUGAUUCUAAAAAAAACCCUACAAAGUAAUGUGUAUUAAUAUCAAUAUUAAACAUACACAGGUGACAUCAGCAUUGACAACUAGAGAGCUCAUUCGUCAGAAGGGCAGAAACUAUUUACUGAGAAAAUGAUGUGAUACAAAAAUAGUGAGCCCUCAGUAAGUUGAUCAUAUUAAAUAUAUAGCUGAGAAAACACCUAUGACCAAAACAAUAAAGUUAUGAAGUUUUCACAGAAGAAUAAAUUGAUUUAUUAUUACUAUUGAUAAACAUCUGUUAAUGUGUAUCUCUAAAGGGUUAACUUAACCUUAGGAGGAAAGUAAUUUUAAGAAAGAUGAUGUUGAAAAAAAGCAGGCAUGAUUUGAAUAUAGUUUGAAAUUGGAGUAGUGUACAAUAUACGUAUUCACAGAAGGAGUGGUUGAUACUUGGCACAGCCGCCAGUAGAGGUGGUAGAUGAUAAAAUGUAAAUACAUGCCUGGUGUGUGCAUAAAGCUUUCAUGGAUUUUGAGAUUCCAUAAUGGGCAGGGUAAAUGGGACAAUUGGUUUGCUGCCAUCGCAAUCUGUGUAAGACUGAGUAUGCGUACACAGUGCCUUGUCAGAAGGAUAUCCAAAGAAUAGAAUGGAUUGUAUAGCUGAGGGGCUAAACAUAGGAAACAAAAAUCUCAUGUGAAGAGCUUAACUAACAAAGGAAAGGUAUUAGAACGGAGAAAGAUAGGCUUGAUGCAUAGGCAGCUCAACAUACUGGUCUGAGCUACAGUAUAGUCUGACUGAGUGCAAUGGGAGUUGUAAUCCUAUAUACAAUUGUACAACUGCGUUUGCCACCCCAGUAAGACAUAAUAAUAUUUCAAUAAACUGGGAUCUGUAGUUGUUGAUCCAAAAAACUUGCAAAAUAGAUAAACAGCUUCAAUUAAUUGAUAAUUAAAUAUGAUUAUUUUCAAAGCGUCAACAGAUUCCGCGGCGCUGUACAAUGGAUCUUUGUUUAAUGCAUUUUGAGCUCUAGUGCAUUUUAGCACAUCCAUGCUACAGGGAUCAUGGGACUUCGAAUGUAGCAAGAAACAACAAUUCUUAAUUCAUCCACAGGUGAGAGUUUAUACCUUCUGGGCUCACCCUUAGCCCAUUCUCACACAGGAAAGACAAGCUGGAUGAGACUCACAACCUUAUCUGCAAGGAAACUUUUUCGUGGCAUUGAAGAAUAGAAAAUCACAAUGUUUCAAUGAGACAUUUUAAUUUUUGUAUGCUUCAAUAAUGUUUCCUUGGGGAUAACGUGGUAAGACAAACAAGUAGCAAGAGAGGUGAGAACGCACAACAGCUCAAUUAGCCUGCCCAUCGGUGGGUCCCCGCUCAGAUAUCAAGCUGGUUUUAGCUCAUCUUGUGCCAUCACAGAGAGAACAUAUCUGAAGCAUAUCAGACUGGUCCCACCCGUACAGGCAGUCCAGAUCCGAAAUGCCAGCAAGUUCCCUUUGCACGAGAGACACAGCAACCACAGACUAUCGUUUCAAACUUGUAACGUAUCAUCAGUGAGGUAUAGCCGAUAUCCCUCGAGGCACCGUGAGCAAGGGGUCUACGUCUGGUGGUGGUGAGACUCGUUCAAUUUGUCUUUGUUGUGUGUGAAUGGGCUAAGGGUGAACCCAGAAGGUGUGAUCACGCACCUGUGAAGGAAUUUUAAUAUAUUGGGAACCUAUUUAAUAACCUGUGAAUAGUGAACAACACAGGUAUUAGGUUUGAAGACACUUGUUACUGUUAUUAACAUGUGAUAAUACAUGGUAAGUCAAAACACAGUAAAUUUAGGACUUACAAAAGUAAUUCUAUUUUUUGACUACCUGCCCUCAUCUAUUGUAUGCACUGGUUGCCUGCAGAGUUUCAAUUUGAUGACUGUGUAAGCAUCUUUCAAUAAAAAAAAGAGAUUUAAUCACCUUACGUUUAGUUUACUGUAAUAAUCCAAUCCCAGUACUAUCCUCAAGGCAUCUCGCAGUGACAUAUUUUGUUGGCAUGAAAUACACUGUCAUCAGUGAGAGACAAGUUAAAUCCUGAGUCAGACAAGUUCUAUAUAAAAGAGUCAGGCUUCUGUAAACAUGUCAUUGCUCACUACACUUGGAUGCCCAUGUUUCCUAAGCAGCAUAAUUCCUUAGCAAGUGAAUAAAAGGGUCAUUAUACUGUGCGGGGAGUAUAACAGCCUUCCAGUGUAGACAGAGAGUUUGUUCAAAUGAGACCCAGUUCAAGACAGUGACGUGCAAUAGUGCAAUGUAGGACUGGACAUAGUUUUGGGGUCACUCUUUGAUAAAGCGGUAUCUAAUUAUGAAAAUAUACUACCACAAUAUCCGUUAUCACCUGCUAGAGUUUACAUUGUAGGCUAAGAUGGUACAAAACAACUGAUUUAGAAAUAGGGUUGUCAUACUGAUCCCCUUAGAUGUUGAUUGACAAUAAAUCCGAUUCUCUUCUGCAAGCCUAUAGCAUGACAAAGAAUUAUGGGAGAUGUAGUUUUAUAAUCUAUAGGGGGAGGGGGGAGGGUGAUGUUCCAACAGCCCAUUAUUAGUAAAAGAAAGACUGUUAUUUUAUAAAACUAAAGUUGGUGAGGAUGUGGAGAUUACAGUGAAGCGUUGAUAGAUGCACAUCACAUUGCAGGUGGACACAUGUAAGUUCUAUUUUGAGGGCUACAUUGAAAUUGUUCUGUAGAAUUUUAUUUUUAAUAAGCCUAUCACGUGAAGGCAAAUCUGGCCAUCAUAACCAAACUUCUCACUAUGAAUGUAAACUUGUCAAUGACGUUCAUUCGCCUUUUUCUGGAUCAGUGGUUCUCAAACAAAUGCUCAUGGCCCACCAACAGUCAAGGAUUUAUGUAUCUCCCCCCCCCAUAUUAUAUAUUCCAAUACACCUGGACUGUUGUUGGUUCUUGAUGACUGGUUUGGGAAACACUAUUCUAGAUUAUUCCAAUGGACUUUGUCCCUUCUAUUAAUGAAUGUAACUGAUGGUUGAUUACAGUUUUGUCUACCCCUUGGUAUGUUUGCUGUGGUUGAAUACAGUAUGCUUUCCAGAAAAACUAGUGCACCAAAUCUAGACUGACAGCUACUACCUUUCAUUACUCCAAAACAAACCCUAGAUGGAUACGUGGUCCACGGUUUUACAAAAAGAGCAUGGCCAAAAUUAGAACAAUAUUUUCCUGUCACUUUACAGCCCAGAAAGAAAGGCCAAAUUCCUUUGAUAAAGGAUCUUCCAUGAGCCCAAACAUUGCUUAUAUGACAAAAAAAAUUACCCUUCUUUUAACGCUGCCCAGUUCCCAGCUCUGCUCAUGUAUUAAUAUGGAAUGUGGUCCCUGUUUUUAGCUACAUCUCAGAAGUCUUAGAAUAGAACUCUGGCACAUGCAUAAUUUUCAGACUUGCGCUCUUCAAUGGCUUUAAAUAUACACAUCAAGGUACUUCUUGUAACUUACCUUGGGUCAACCAGAUGCUGCCAGAAUGCAAUUUAGAAAAAUUUGGACACACAGACUGUCACGACCACGCUUACCUGGGGGUCCCCCGCCGCAUCUCCGUCCUCUCCUGUGGCAGUUCCCCCUCACUGCACGCCGAGGACUCUGACGUGUCCGAGUGCAAAGACAGACAGCCGGCAUCUCUGUGACUCGUGGACGUGGUGCGGUGGUUCCCCGCACCACAGGAAGCUCCAGCCGAUCCCACGUGUAAACUCCACAUACUCUAGGCGCGCACCAGACAGUUUGCCUCUUAAAGGGAUAGAACACCUGAAACAGCUUAAAGGGCUAAUCACUGUUUAACCAAUGGUAUGUGAGAGGUGGAUACCUCUCCCCUAUAUAAACCCAGUUAACCUCUACCUCAGUGCUCAGUUAUACUAUGCUCUUCUGUAUAUACACUUCUGUGAAUCCUGCUUCAUCCAGCCCUUGACCUAUCUGCCUGUUAUACCAUUCCUGAACCUGCGCUGCCUGCCCUCGACCUUGGCUUACCCUGUCUACGAGAUUGUCUUGUCCCUAAUUGGUACCUCACUUUUGGCUCACUACUGCCUCCUGGGCCCCACCUGUUGACCCUACACAGACAGAAUAACUAGAAUUAUCAAGAUUUACAUGUAGCAGUACUAAAGCAAGUAUAUGUUUAGAAUCUAUAAAAAAAAAUCCAUAUUUCAGGGCUGUUUUGGUUAGAACGCAGCCCUAAAUUAUGUAUUUUUGUUCCUUGCAUAGUAAAGGAGAGUCCUGGUUUACUCUAUUAAAGAUUUACCUCUGUUUUUUUUUUUUCUCGUUCCUAGUCUCACACUUGCAGAGUUGUAAAUAGGGUGGAGAAUCAAUUCUUGUCAUCAGCUGAUGUUAUCUCAGUCUCAAUCUAUGUUUGUAGCCAGCAGCCAGUUAUUUCCCUUCACUAAGCAGCAGGAAUAAUCUCUUACAAAUCAAACAGUUGGAAAACAGUCAUAACUCAGCAAACCAUACGAAAUCGCGAAUGCUUUCACAAUCCAACAAUCAAUUUGUAUUCAGCUUUUUUUUUCCUGCCACAAAAUUAAUAUUUGCAGUGGCCAAAGGGUGGCCUGAGGAGAACCAAAAAUAAUAUUUCUGGAUUUUUUGUAUAUUUCAAUUGCAGUAGCGUACAAAAUAGAUGUCAUGGUAGACACUGAAUGGUGUGCAGUGUGUUAAAAAUUUGUCAAAGACAUAAACUGUCUUUUUACAAAGAAACUACACUGAGGAGUUGACCCACACAUUUUGUGAUGUGUUAAAAAACAGAAACAUAAAAUAUAAAAGUUCCUCUUCUACGUAUUUUGAUCAGUGGAGUCUUAUGGAAUAUGGAAUUCAUUAUAUGUUGCUGUUUCAUUCAUGAAAAGACAUGAAUGAAAUGACUGCACGAGCUAAUGGAAGCUAAUGGAAAACCGUUUCUAACAACUUAAUGAAUGGUUUCAUCCAUGGGCUUUGUGAAAGGGACACAAUAGGCACUAUAGCAAUUUAAUCUAAUUUAAAAAGUUAUAGUGCUUGAAAUAUCCUGUCAUUGUCCCUCCAUUCAGUGUUAAACCAUUUUUGAGCAGUUUCACACUAAAUAAAUGUCACUGGCCACCCACAGCCCAGUCCCCACUGCGGGUACUGCUAGGGCAGUGAUUACACACCUCCUUCUAGCAAUACCAAUACAUUCCAUCAAUAGGUGGGGUGAUAGGCGACUCCAGAUACUCUAACUACUUCAUUGAGGUGAACCAGUUAUAGUGCCUACAGUCUUCUUAACUGUCAGUGGUAACUGGUGAAGUGCGCAAUGCCAUUGGGCAGGGAUGCCACUUAUUGGUUGGGAACAGUCAUCUGAUGCUCUCAGCCAAUUACUGACUUCCCAUUCACAAAACCCUCAACCAAUCAGUGGCGCCCCUGCCCGGCAGCCCUCACCGCUUCCUAGAUCUCAAAAUUCAGGAGCCCGAGCCACAGGGGAGGAGUGGAGCCCAGCGCUUUGAGGUUUAACCCCUUGAGGUAAGAGUGCCUCAAGAGGCCUCUGGCACCAUAACAACUUCACUGGGAUGAGAUAUUUUGGUGCCCAGAGUGUUCUUUUACAUUUUAUUUAACAGAAAGUGAUCUGGUCAAUAAAUCCAAGGUUUAUUAACUUAAUCAUUAAUUGUGUUUCCUUAUUUGCAUUUAUUUAUGUUUUUUUAGUUAUCUGUUUCAGAGAUAGAAGUUUCUUAAGCUUUCUCUGUUCACAGGUCCUAAAAAAGUCUAUGUACGUGUGGAACCCCAUUUUAUUGUGUAUUUAUACAUUGAGGCAGGUUUCAUUGGGUUGAUUGGUCACUCCACAAAAAUGACAUACUGGUUCCAUAUUGUAACUUGUCAUAAAUUGAGUUUACAGAUUAUAAUUAAAGAAUUAAAAUCUUAAUGUGCCAAUUUAUGAUCCCAUAAAUUACUCCACAUAACGGAGUACCAGGGUGAAUGAUUGGGUGCUUGCCAGUAUUUUUUUUAUCAGUAUAUGGGCAGCCUGCAAAUCAAAGCCUGAUAUUCAUUCUGUGGGGUAAUUUGUUAACGUUAGCAAUCAAUAAAGAAUUCUCAACAAUCUCAACUAAUUAGGUAUUCUAAACUCUUUCCUUUUUGUUUUGACUGUAGUAAAGUGACUGUAGACAAAUGAAAUGUACUACAAAGUGCUAGAAAGAUAAGAUUAAGGUAAUUUCAGCCAAAUGGAAAAUGAAGUACCAAAAAUAUAACAUAGAAUUUAAAGUGAACCUGUCAUUCACAAAAUCGGUAUAGUCACAGAAGUUGGCAUGUAAAGCCAGUGGCGUCACUAGGGUUGGUGUCACCCGGCGCGGUAACUCACAGUGUCACCCCAGCCCCCUUAAUAAAGUGUUUUUUGGUGUUUUUUUUUUUUUUUUUAGUAAAGUAACUUGUAAAUCAUAACUCCCAUAUAACACUAAAUGUAAUGGCAAUAGUGACAUUAACAACUAAGAAAAUUAAAAUUACCUUUAAAUUACAAUAUCAUAUGAAAAUAAUAGAAUUUGAGCUAUGGGCAGAGCGGCAUGAUGCAUCCAAUCCAGAGGUGACACCAUCGCUGGACUCAUCCUUGUCCCUGCCCCCCUUCACCAGUCCCCUGCCCACCUUCACCAGUCCCCUGCCUCCUUUAUCAGUCCCUUGCCACCUUCACCAAUUCCCAGCCCCCCUUAACCAAUUCCAGCCCACCUUAACCAAUUCCAAGCCCCCCUUCACCAGUCCCCCGCCCCUUCACAAGUCCCAUGCCCCCCUUCAUCAAAUCCCCAGUCCCCCUUCACCAGUCUUCUGCCUCCUUCACCAGUCCCCUGUCACCCUUCACCAAUCCCCAGCCCCCCUUCAAUAAAACACAAUCUAUUUAGUAAAAAAAAAAAGAAAAAAAAGUAAUAAAAACAAGCACUCACAUUAAAGGCUGCUGCCCCUGGAUCCAGCCUUCAGUUUCCCACGCCACCGAGUCGCAGACUGAAGAGCACCGGCCGCUGCCCUCACACACACUGAGCCGAUUCUUCCACGGCUCCCUGAGAAGGCAGAGCACGUCGAUGUCGUGGCCCCACGCUGCCCCCACCUCCACGCACCGGACCUCUGCAUCACCCCUGUGGAUACCUGACCACAGUUCUCCCCUCACCAUUCGCAAGUCAAGUACACAGCAUCACUACGCACUUGACUUGCUCUGCACUGCAGAGACAUAAUUCAAGUCUGUGAGUGACCGACUGCGAGCUGUGUCGGCCGCCCGGCACCCCUGUUGCCAUGGUGCCCUGUGCAGCCGCACAGCUCGCACACCCCAAAGGCCGGCCCUGGUGUCAUCCGCCCCCGUGAUGCACAUCCUGGUGCGGUCCGCACAACCCGCACCACUCUUGUGACGCCACUGUGUAAAUCCAAUGUAAUAUUUAUGAUUGUGCAUAAAGUUUAGUAGAACACUUCAACUGGGGAUCAUUCUCUUGUAUGAACUUAGGUCACAUGGAUAGAAAAACAGGGGCGAUGAGGUAAAGGGGGCUGUAGUGGGUGCAGGGGAUAAUAGGGUUAUAGUGAAAAUAGGGGGCAAUAGGUGCUGUAGUGAGUGCAGAUCCUACUUCUUCCUUAUGUUUGUUCACUCUCCAUUCUCUCCAGCAGCAUGCCAUUGUAGCUGUCAAAGAGCUCUUUCAAUCUCCAGGCAGCACUGCCCCUCACCACAUCUGACACAUGUCGUGGGAGCCGUCUGGUGUGUAUAGAGAGGAAGAAAUGUGAUGUCACUCCGCUCUCUCUCAUUGCACACACAGUGCCCCCUCUUGGAGACCGAGAAAGAGACAUGGCAGGGAGAACACAAGGUGCCAGGGUGCCAUGGGGGGUAACUCAUUAUCUUUGUGAAGCAAUUGCCCCUCUGUAGCGACGCCUAUGCCUCUAAUUAUUUUUAAUUACUUCAGGAUCUAUUUUUGAUGAGGACAUUCCGUCACUCAUUACUGAGGAAUUAUAGAGCUUAUUAAGGAAAACGAGGAACUCUAAAAAACGUAAUUACCAAGAUACAAAAGAAAGCAAUAUCAAUUCAAAGCAUAACUUAUUUUAUCAUUUUAAAUGUAUGUAUUUGUAUAUAUUUAAACUUAUUAGAUUUUUGUGGUGUGGUCAUGUUGGUAGUCGAUAACAUUUACCUUUAAUGAAUGCACUAUUAAAGUAGAUCUUGAUAAACAUUUCAACAACUAUUGUAAUCAGUAGACAGGGAGAAUUAACAAGCGUAGAAAUUCUGUGACACUUUUCUUCCUCAUAAACAAAAAAAAAUGGCCUUAAAAAAUACAGAAAUGUUUCAAGAGGUUGAUUUUUUUUAUACCUGAAGCUGGUGAUGAUUUCUGCAAAACUCUUGGACCUUGCCAAGUAUGCUUAAACUGAUACCGAAGUCUCAGUGGAGGCAGCUAUUAUCUCGUAUCAGCCACACUGGUCUGCUCCUCGUUCUAGAUUUAGGAAUGAGCGAUUGUCAGCAGUGUCAGUGAUUCUGUCUGGCAACUGUCUACAGCCAGUUCCUGGUGUAACAGUCAGGGAGAGCUCAGGAUUGUCAGCAAUGAAUUCCUUAUAAGCAAUAUAAUUGGCAAAAAACUAAACAAAUUACACACUUUUAUUUUUUAACUUUUUUUUCUCUUUAGUGUUUGUUUUCGGCUGGCCAAGAAUAUCCACAAACUGCCAACCACAUCAUGUUCUUGAGUGUUUACUGAUUGGAUUCAUGUGCUUCAAGUGUAUGUGCCACUGGGUUGAGAUGGUGGUAGAUGUGAUGGUGGUAGUAGGAUGUUAUCAGUUUUAAAGGGACAUCUUAAAGUGGAUCUGUCACUUUUGAGGGUCUUUUUUUCAUAUAUUGCAAAUAUAGUGACAAAUCCUGCGUGGGUCCAGUGGCCACAGGGUGCAGGGGAAGGGAAGUUUUAUUUAUCUCAAGCUGACCAUCACAGCUGCCGCCAUCUUUGUCAUGCACAUCUUCUUAAACUGCCGGCACAUGUUACCAGGAGCCUCAUCAGUGCUGCACUCACUCCAUAGAUUGAUGCCUGAAUCCUACAGUCAUAUACUUGUGACGGCUGGUGGGAUUGCACAAUAGGUAGCGGCAGAGCUCUGCCUUUUGUCAACUUUUGUCAACCUCAGGCUUGUCAAUAAGACAAAGUAGCCCCUACUUUGUCUUGUGGUAUUUUUGGAAUGCAUUGGAAUUUAAGUGAAAUGCCUUGAUCUGUAUUUAAUAGAGAAUAUAUCUGAUUACUUACUUUAGACAAUUAUUUGUAGCUUUCUAAGUGCAUACUCAUGAGCCCUUAUAAGACUGAAUUUUAUAAAAAGCUGAACAACCAGAUUGCACGAAUGCCGGUUCACCUUUCACUCUUCGUAUAGGGUUGGUGAAUAGACCAAGCUUGGCCAAGUGUCUGUAUGGUUUCUGGGCCCUAGGAGGCCACCUUAGGUCACUUUAUGGUUCUUCUAACUUGUCAGGACAUUAUUUACUCUGGACAUGCAAAUGUUAGUAACCAGCACUUACCUGCAAAAUACUUUAUUUCUUGCCAAUGGCCCCCCUGAAUCGGAACAAAAACCAAAGAUUCAAAGAUGCAACUAGUAAGACAGUCCAUCCCUCCUUAAUGUGAAUUCAUGUUCCCCAUAUAUGAGCUUAUAUUAAAGGGAAUUUAUAUUCAAAGUAUGAAAUAUCCUUAGACAAGCACCUGGAUUUAAGCAUAAGCUUAUACUUACUUAAAAGAAAACCACAAAUUGUAAGGCUACAAUCUUAUCAAUUAAUUAAAAGGAGUCUGCUUUAGUCUAUCUAACCAUGCAAAUUUGCCCCUUCACCCUGACACAGGAGGGAAAUCCCUAAGACUCAAAGUUGCCAGAUAUAAUUACAGCUUAAAGGUGUAACUAGUGUUGCAGUAAGUGGAUUAACUUCAUGGUACUAAAAACCUCAAUAUCUGCAAGGACAGUGGGUUGAUGGAUAUCACAGGGUUAGAAUCUGGAUUCUUGGGUGAUAGUUUCAUAUGUACGUGAAAUAUAUAUUACAAGCAACAGGGGCAAAUAGAAAUUGUAUAAAAUACCUGAAAUAAGUCUGUACAAUUCUUUGAGGCUCCAGGGAAACGUAGAAUAAAAAGUAAAUAUAGUAUGGCUAUCUGUUUCAUUAUAUUUCAAUGUAUUUAAUUUAUCUUACAAAUACUUUUAAUUCAACCAUAAACUGUUCUUUGUGAUAAAUAAGCUUUAGAUAAAAAGCUUUUUUUUCUGUUUAGUGUAUUUCAUGCAAUGCAUGAAAGAUAUGUUUUACAGCUCAUUUAUUAUAUUAUAUUAAGUCCACAAUGCAUAGCUAGCAUAUUAAAUAUGGACAAAACAAAAAAUGACUGCAUGUAUUAAUUGUUUGAGGACAACAAAUAUUGUAACUUAAUUACCUACACAGAAAAAUUAAUUGUUAUAUAUAUAUUUGUACAGAUAUUGGCGUUUAAUACGUUUAUAGUGAUGCCACGAUAUCUCUUGCCUCAAAAACCUUCUGAAUCACUUGCUGAAAAGUCAAUUAUCACUUUUCGAACAUGCAUUUAUUAUUUGUGAGAAUCUAGAUUUAAAAAAAUAUACUGAAACACCCUACUCAUGUAUAUUUAAGGAAAAAUAUGGAGUCUAUAUUUAAGAAUAUGGAUUCUUAAACUAGCAGCAGUUUAGAAAUGUCAGUGAGAAUGGCCUGUUCGUGACUAUAAUUCUACAUAGAGUUCACACCGUUUCUGUAUUAAAGGAGAGCUAUCUCUGUCUUGUGUCCCAUCCCAUCACUGUAUUUGAUCGCUCCAUACAGUGAAUUUUCAAGGCCUUUGUAUAGUAAAACGGAAAGGUGUAGGUUGCAAUGUGACUUACAGUUUCUCUGCGCUGCUGCGCAUGCCGCAUGAACUGGGCGGCACCAGACGAAAAACAUUUAGGAGCAACUCAUUUACAUUUUUUAGACUAUUGAUAUUUUUUCCUUUGGGUUUAUAUUUAUUUUUUAAUUGAAUCAACACCAUGUAUACAUAAGGUUAAGGUUGAGCAUCAGUCACCUGUGUGUGUAAAGGAAUAGAAGGAAAUGAACUAAGGGCAAUUAUCCUUUUAAAGUGACACACCAUGCUGAGGUUGACUCUUCUUUUUAAUAAAAUUCAUGUAAUGUGGUAAAAAAUGUGCAAAGAUAAAAACAAAAAAAACAAAAAAACACAAGCUAAACUGCAAAUGUUUAGGCUCUCUCAAAAGUAUUUUUUCACUUGGUAGCAACUAAAAUGUUUUUCAGCAAAUCAGUGCACUCCAUACAAACAUAUAGUUGUGACAGUGAGCAUGCAGGUGAUGGACGCCACAUGCAUGCUAACAGUGCUCUUGUAGCACUUAAACUCAAAGUACACUACUAGCCAGGCCUAAAAAAAUUAUCUUCAGAGCAAGGCAGGAGGGUCAAUAGAACACUCACCACAGUAAAGUCCUAGUUACUAGGGAUUCAUUUUCAAUUGCUAAUGGCUAGGGGGCAAGUGGAAAUUUAGAACCUUGGUGUUUCACCUACAGAACAGCUUGCAUAUUAAACCAUAUAAAUUGUCAAAGUGCUCAGAGUAUAAAAUUCUCAAUGGUGAAGCAAUUAAGGGUGCAUUGAAAAUCUUACCACCCAGGCUUGAUAUCUAGAGGACAGGAUUUAGAUAUUUGUGAGAUACCCCUAGACACUGACUAAGUCACUCUCUUCCUUGUUCUCCUGUUCUUAUCUAAAUUACUUGGGGAAGCACAUGCAAAGGAUCCCCCAUGCCUUCAGCCCACCACACUCCCUGGCUCAAGAGGACAGGUGUGUUGGUAUGAAGUCCAAAGGCAGAUUUUAUUGGACAUGAUACAAUGUUUCAGCUCUAAAAGUGCCUUUAUCAAGCUUAAUUAAGGGUCUUUAAGAGCCAGACCAUUGUUUGUGUCCAAUACAAUCUGCCCAUUGCCCAGUCCUGUCUCUUGUUUUAGUAAUACCACUAUAUAUGACAAUGGCUGAGGGUGCAUUUUGACACAUUUUAUAUGAAUAUCAAAAUGAAAAAGUAAGGAUUUGUCCACUAUAGUCCCUAGUGUAUGCUUUAAAUCCAUUGUCUUGCAUUGACUUAUAUGCACUUCAAUAGUUUUGUUACAAGCUAGUAGAUGCAGGAUCAUUCAACAUAGAUCCAGCAGUAAUCCCACUAAAUAACUCACUGACAAUCUUCAUUUCUGAUAUUAAGGCAGGGUGUGCAAGAUUGACUCACUUCCAUCAAUAGUGUUGUGACCAAAACUGCAAUUUGAAAUGCACUUUAGAAUGCAUGUGGCCUGCUCAAAAACCUGUUACACAGCAAUACUCUUAGUAGACGUUAUAGCUCUCCUUUAAGAAUAGAAUAGGACAUCUAAAUUAUAACAAAUACGAGUCUUACACUUGGUGGCAGGAUAAUGAUUCUGUUUGAGAAAAAUAGGUUAAAAGGUUACAUUGCGCCUCUGGGUAUGAAGGAAAGCAUGUCACGGGAAUUCUUGUAUAUAGAUCUAUUUUUUUUAAUUUAGGUGUCACUAGGGAUUAUUCUGACGUGAGGUUCCUAACAAGUGCCAAACAGUGUUUUACAGAAGAAAAAGCCUUUUCAGAGAUUUCCAGGAGAAAAUCCCAGAGAAGUGUAAGGGGUGAAGCAAGAAUCAAGUAAGGAUUAAAAAGUUACAAGAUGUGAUAUAGUUUGGUGAGAGAAAUAGUUUGUAAAUAUAUAAAAUAUUUAAUAUCAAAUCAAAUUAACUUUCCCCAUUCGGCAGGAUUCUUGGCAAUUACAAAAAUAAAGACACCAACUCUUCGGUUUGACAUGUUAAAUGACCUCAGGACUGAGAGUUGUUUGAUCUGGAACCCCAGGGGGGUGAAUGAGAGUUGUGUGAUAGACAAAUAGCUAGAAUGAAAUGGAUGGUAGGGCCGAUAAUGCAGAAAGACCCAACCAAGCGAGUAUUUCAUAAGCCUUCACCAGCAGCAAAGCAAUUGAUUAUGGAUGGGAUUUUUUUUCUUCCUAAACUAUUCUCGACUGGUGGUAACAAACUUGCUUUCCGUAGAACUGACUGACACGCAGUAGAAACUUCAGACUGAAUUCCUUUCAAAGUAAUCUCACAAAUAUUUUGUAAAAUGCCAUAUGCAAUCAUUAUGUUCUCCAUCAUUUAAAGUUACCUAUUUCUGGUCACAGAGUUAAGAAUACUCAUGUUACAGUAUAUGUAGAGAGAAUUAUGGGGAGGCAUGUGCAAAAGGCACCCCCACCAUGCCUUCAGCCCACCACACUCCCCGGCUCAAGAGGACAAAAUAAGGUUAUACUGGUUGCUAGUAUGAGGUCCAAAGGCAGAUCUUAUUGGACAGGAUAUUUUUCAGCUCUAAAAGGGCCUUUAUCAACCUUAAUUAAGGCUCUUUGUGAGCCAAAACAUUGUUAGUGUCCAGUAAAAUCUGCCUUUGGACUUCAUACCAGUGCUCAGUCCUAUCUCUUGUCCUAUUGAUACCAUGAUAUAUGGCAGUGACUGAGUGUGCAUGUUGGCACAUGUUUUUGAAUGUCAAAAUGUAAGGAUUUAUCCACUAUAGUCCAUAGUGGAAUCAGUGGCGUACAUACCAGGGUCGCAGGGGUCGCGACUGCGACUGGGCCCGGCCCACAAGGGGGCCCAGCCGCCCCUGCGACCCGGUAUGCACCCACAGGGCCAGCCUCUUCUCCUGGGGGGCCCAGGAGGCGGCCACCUCAGAGCCCCCCCGAGGCUGGCCCUGCUGACACCCGGCGGGCGGGCUGUCUGGGUGGACGGCGCGCGAGGGAGCACUUUCCCCUGAGUGCUUCCUCUUCAGCUCCCUCGCGCACCGCACUGAUACCGGAGCCGGAAGAUGACGUCAUCUUCUGACGCCGGCAUCCCUAUGCGGCGUGCGAGGGAGCUGAAGAGGAAGCACUCACGCGACGGCCACCCAGACAGCCCGCUCGCCCGCCCGCUUGCCCGCCCAGCAGCACCACUGGACCCCAGGGAAUCCCCUAAGCUCUCCAAAAGGUAAGGAGGCUGGGGGGAUUAAAUUUAAAAAAAAAAAUUGUGUGUUAGUGUGUGUGUUUGUGUGUUAGUGUGUGUGUUAGUGUGUGUGUCAGUGAGUGUGUCAGUGAGUGUGUCUGUUAUUGGGUGUGUGUCUGCUAGUGAGUGUGUUACUGUGUGUGUCUGUUACUGAGUGUGUUUGAUGUCUGUUAGUGAAUGUGUGUUUGUCAGUGAAAGUGUAUGUUUUGUAAGUGAGUGUGUAUGUAUGUCUGUCGCUGAGUGUGUCUCUGUCAGUAAAUGUGUGUCUGUUAGCUAGUGUGUAUGCGUCUGUAAGUGUGUGUGUGUGUGUGUGUCUUCAGCACUUACCUUUCUCCAGCGCCGGACUCCCUUGGCGCUGAGGAUCCCUCAGCCUCUCAGCUCCGAAUGCGACCGCGCACGCAUUCAAACCGCCUAUAGGAAAGCAUUACUCAAUGCUUUCCUAUGGACGUUCAGUGUGCUCCUCUAGCGGCUGUCCGUGAGACAGCCACUAGAGGCUGGAUUAACCCUCAGUGAAACAUAGCAGUUUCUCUGAAUCUGCUAUGUUUUCAGCUGCAGGGUUAAAACUAGAGGGACCUGGCACCCAGACCACUUCAUUGAGCUGAUGUGAUCUGGGUGUCUGUAGUGGUCCUUUAAGUGUGUGUGCAUACCACGGUCGCAGGGUCGCAGCCCUGCAACCCCUGCGACCAGGUGCCCGCCGCCAUGUGUUGCGGACCCGACCCGCGCCGAGUAAGCGCGCGGGUGGGGUGGGGGGGGCCCACGGAUCAAUUUUCACACCGGGACCCCAUGGGUCAUGUGUACGCCACUGAGUGUAUCCUUUCAACCCAUUGUCUUGCAUUGACUUAUUUGCACUUUAAUAGUUUAAUAGAUCCAGCCUGAGACUCCACAGAAUCCUUAACUGGAUCCCCGAAUUACAGGAGGUGGGGAUUUGCAGAAAAAUGCUGUUAGACACUUUGUAGCAAUCAGAAACCGACUCACUAAUCCAACAUGGCACACACAGCAAAGGUAAUCUAAGCCUGAUGCUGUUAUUUAAUAUAACAUUUUAUUCACUUGGUAAAUGUCAGAAAACACAAGGUUUAGGGCUUUUUUCUGACACAGCGGCUGAGAUUACUUGCUUUGAUUUUUCCCCCUUAGUUCUUAAGGAGGUUACAUGCUAGGGCGACUACGUUGGGAAGUGUCGAUUUCAAAGUAAACUGUGAUGCUCUAACUUACAGGUUCCAACCAGAAUGAUCAUUUCAGAGGACGAUCUGUUGUUACUUUUGUACACAUUUCAGAGCCAAGCUACACAUUUUCAGUUCCCCUUGCAAAGGGAAGCAGGUACUCUUCAGCCUUGGGAGAAAUCAAGUUUAGUCGUUCAAGGUUUUAGCACACAGUUUACCCCUGCAGGGUGUCUUAGAUUUAUGAGGAGGGCUCUUAACAAAAAUUUUAAUAAAAGAAGAGACAUGUACAACUAUUGCCUAACCAAUGAGUAUCAAGGUAAGCAGAGUUUGGUACUGCUAGUAUUAAAAUUCAUGGCACUUGUCACGUGCAUUGACCAACUUGUUUUAAAGGAACAGGGUUAGGGAUACAAACAUGUAUUCCCAGCACUAUAGAGUUAGCCUAAAUAAAGUGUCCACACCCCUACAAUAGUUUAUCUUACCUUUACUCCAUUGAGGCACUGGUCUCACUGCAGCCACCCCACCACCUUGGCUGAGAUCAUUCAGACUGAUGAUCUCAGCCAAUCCAAUGCUUCCUUAUAGGGAAGCAUUGAGGGGCUAGUGGGCAUGCAUGGAAAACCGCCACACUUUGUCAAUCAAAAGCUAUCUAUGAGCAGAAUUUGAUUAAAUAACUGAGUCUGACUUGGUUAUUGAUUUUAAGCGACUCUAGUGGCUGUCAGGAAGACAACCUGCAAUCAAAACACCUACUAAACAUUAAAGUUUUAAAAGUAAACAGCCACUGCUCCCAGACCACAUUAUUGAGGUCCUUUAAAGGUUGUAUAUUUAAAGGGACACCCCAAGCACCAUAACUGUGGAAGACCGCCUGGCACCCCGACUGAGUACCUCCGCCAAUCACGCUUCUUAGUGCUCAUCAAGUACCAUAAGCACCGCAUUGGACACCAUAACCACUGUAGCCCCCUUAACCGCCGCAGGUUGGCUUGGGUCUCGCAGUCCCUUCCCACCCUGGACUAAACACCUGGAUACAGCUGCCAGUGGGAAGGCCUCUCCUCCAAGAGAGUAUCGCUGUAUAACUAGUAAAAGAGCAAGUGAUAUAGCAGUAUAGCUGUUCCCCCCACACAUUAGCCAAGGCUUAAUGAUGGGAGUCAUCUGUUUAUUAGAGGCCACAAGCCCAUGCAAGGAGUUUUUAAUACAACAAUACAGGAAAAACCCUCCCUUUAUAUUUAAAUUAUCUCUCAGGUACAAAAAAUAUACAAUUUACAAACAUCCCAAAAGUACCCCCAAAACACAUAAAAACCCCACAAACCACAAACCUCACAUCCCCUGAUAGCCCCUAUCUGGGUGACCAACAUAUCCAAAAAUCACCCAGAUCUGUUCAGGGGUUUAGGUUUUUCAUGGAAGUCAAUUAUUUGACCGACUGCACACAUGAUUCUAUGCCAAAAACAGUUCCAUGAAAUCAGUGCUAGCGGUCGGUCAACUUUGGUAACAUAAAACCGAAAGAAUUAACGAACGUAGUCUAUAUUUGAACCGUGGAGCUUGUUCCUCUCAUCCAGACAAAUGAUUCAACCGAACCGUGUUCUUCUAGGAUCUACAGAACCGAACGCAGGUGAUGAUGGAAGUCCAGCGGUGUUCAGGAGUUUCAGUGUCCGAUUUCAGUUCCAUGAACUCGACGACCAAACACCACUGCCUGCGUUCGCGGGAACAAGAUGGCUGCUGCCUCGUGGUUGUUCUUACGAACUGCGGCCACCCAGACAAACAAUUAGAAUACUGCGGCUAGAUUCGUUAAGAGGUGAUCAUAGGGCUUAACAAGCUCCCGUGUGGUCCAUAGUUCGUGCGUCUGUUCGGUUCCCGAACAGCAUGAGAAAAUGGCGCGAACUAGGUCUUUUCAUAUGGCUUUUAUAGGGCCCAUAGUUGUGCAGCAAGAGGCUUGCAAGCAGGCUCGUCCAGGAGCCCGUGGGGAGGUUGGUUUCGCCACAAUAACCACUACAUUCUAACUGUAGCGGUUAUGGUACCAGGAGGGCCCUGUCACCCUCCUUUACAAGUAGUCAAGCUGUUUUAAAAUAUCAUGACUUCUUAUGGGGUUCCCUAAGCAAGAGCUUCCAUUAGCUUUCCUGAGCAAUACAGGGCUAGAUCAUUUGCUGAGAGAGACAGCGCAGUCAAUGAUGUAACAAAGAAGUAUAAUCAGAUGAGAAAAAGUUUAUUUUUUUCAAGGAGUUGUCACUGAAUUGUGAGUGGUAGUGAGCUAGCAAUGAACUUUUAGAAUUCAAAAUAAACAAAAUGUCUAACUUGGUCUUUUUAAAUAUUUUUUUCACUCUGCUAAAUUGUUCCAGUUUGUAUAAGAUAAUAGUCAACUAACCAAUGCACCAUGAUUUCAACUUACUGAGUAGCCCCCUCUGUGAUAUAUUUAAUUAAAAAGACUCAAAGGUCCACAAUCUAUGUUUGAUACAUCUUUUAAAACAGCUCUGUCACCUUUUGUGACAUCCCAGUUAGGUUUGCGGUGGGUGAUGGAUGCAGCUGAGUUGGGCUCACCUUCUCCUUUCCAGGUGCCGCCAUCGUUUUUUUUCAGCAAUUUGUGCCUCAUGCACCUGGAGCCACAACACUGCUGUAUUUUUGUGCAUGUGCAAGAGUACAGUACGGAGGUCUCCAAAGGAUCCUGCAAUGCCGAGAAGGUGCCUGGGUCCCACAGCCAUCGUUAGUAACAGCUGUGGUAACUGGCAAAACUUGACUUUGGCCAAGUUUUGUCAACCUUCGAACUUUACCUUCAGACAAAUUAGUCCCUACUUUGUCUUGUGCUAUCUCUUGAUUGCGUUGGAAUUUCAGUGGAAUUCCAACACAGUCAAUAUAAGUAUUUCAUAAAGAUUUUAUCUUUAUGAAAUACUCAGAAAUGUUGUUGUGAUGACAGAGCCACUUUAACUGAGAUAUGAGAAUCAGAUGGCAUUUCAGUGAAUAAAUGCCAUCUGGGAUCAUAGAACUCAAUUAAGAUACUGAUCUGUGAAACAGAUUGGGCUUUAAAUAGAAACUAUGUUCUAUUUUUGUUUUGUUUUUUUACUUUUUUUUUAUAUGUCCUAUAAAACAUUACUAUAUCACACACGGCAUUUAAAUACACGAACAUGGGGCAUGUCCAUGACAACAUAUCUUUCACUUGGUAUUUAUUUUAUUCAUUGUAAUAGUGAAGUCCGGGGCGAAAUGUUGGAUACAAUUUGAGCCCUAGCUUAGCAGAGUGCCUUAGAGGUUCUUACGAUACAUUCCUUUUGUGGAUUUUAGCGUAGUGUGUGAAGUGUGACUUUUGACAUCUCAUGGGCCUGAUGACAAACUUCUGUCAUACUGUUCAGUCCCAGUAGGUGUCACUAGCAGAGCAACACCUGUGUUAUACAUCGCAUUAAUGCAUUUAUGAAUCAGCGACAGUGGCAUUAACAUGAUCCCUUGCAGUGUGUGAUUGUGUGCUUUUUACCAGUGCCACCUCGUCUGUGCUGCUCUGUACUUAACUAGGGUUUCAGUCUGCGAGAGCUCUGGCAAUCACACAGUACCUGAAUUGGCAACAGAGCCUUAGUGGCUCGAUACAAUGCUGCCAAAACAAAGAAACGACCAGCCAGCCAGAACUGGGACUGCUUCUGCGUGCCGUAGUAAUUAAAUAAUCACUGUACAAUGGGGCUGCAUCCAGCAGUCAUUCAGUCUCACAAUACCACUUGGGUGGAGAAUGAAUUACUGUUUGUCGUUGGUAAAUAUAUGACCUGCUUGUCUGUGCUUAAUAUCAAUGCUGGGCAUCAUAUAUCCCCAAUUCUUAACAAAUGUUCCACAGCUCGAUUCAGGUGUUGGCAUCACCAUGGCCAGUGUCUCUCAGCAAGUGGAAUGUUACAUAAAUUCUAUCAUGGAAAAAAUAUUUGUGUGUGCAUUACAAUAUUUAAUAGCUUAAAGUAAAGAUGGGUUUAAAAAGUUUUUUUUUUUAAAUAUUUAAUGUUUUUAUACAAUCAGAUAUAAAACAUACAGCAAAAACAAACAAAACAACAACAACAAAAAAAUACAUGAGGAUCCAAUACGUUAGUGAUCCAUACCGAACGCAAUGAGACUAAUAGCCUGCAAUACUACUGUUUUUAGUUGAUCGAUUUUGUAUUGUACAGUAAUCCAUGUGUCUUAAUGGUGUGGCGGGGGGGGGGGGAGGUGAAUGCACGAGGUGAGGUGACCCCGGUAACACAGGGUAAUGGGAUCAGGCAGUCUUAGUUUCUUAUUGGGCCAAUGAAGGGCAGAGACCUGUAUUGGGAUCCCCGGGCAGAACCAGAACUACUGUAGGGAAGGGAACGGGCACUAAAUAGGCUAAAUAAUGCCAUUACAUUAUCGGUUAACAUAGAGGUCCAAGCAACUAAUAAUUGGCGCCUAGGUGGAGGAGCUCAGGGUCCCAUUGUUCCUCCCAACGUUGAUCGUGGCAGGGAAGUGGGAUGAUGUUCCCCACAAUAUUCUGGCAAUUGGUAAGACCAGAAUUUCAGUACAUCCGACUGAGUCCAGAUGUUGUUUUUAUUCUCUACUUUUUCUUCACUUUACCCCUCCUUUUUUUCUCUUUACUCUUAUUCUGAGGGAUGGUGAGGGCGGGGGGCUAGCAGCGGUUUUCUCUCGGAGUCCUAACAGGGAGCGAGAUCGGACAAAGGUCAUAAGAACUAUAUAUAGACCCCUAAACCUACCGCCCGAUGGAGAUUAAGAUCACUUCCCUGAACGUUAAGGGACUUAACGCCCCAAAGAAGCCUCGACUCCUUUUCAAAGAACUGAAGAGAAUGAAAUCGGACAUUGCGUUUGUCCAAGAGACCCAUUUGCCAAAGCAGGCCAAGUUUCGGUUGAGAGACCACGCAAAUUCUGGUUCAUACGAGGCCAGGUCCCACUGCAAACGAAACGGGUGGCAAUUCUUACUAGAAGUAGCUGCCCCUUCCAUAAGACACAUUAUGAAGCAGACCCAGAAGGUCGUUUUGUUAUAGUUUCGGGAGUCCUACACUCGCAUACCAUUCAUCUGAUAAACAUCUACGCGCCGAAUCAGCCAGACCCAAGGUUUUGGGGAGUGCUUCGAGAGAAAAUAUCGGGGCUGCCCCACGGAAUGUCAUUUUUAGGGGGCGAUUUUAAUGCAGCCCCAUGCCUGGCGGUGGACAGGAGCUUGCGGAAGGGAACACCUAGAUCACAGGGUAGGGGCGGCCAGGACCAUCUACUUAAAGACUUCAUAGCCGAAACGGGAAUGGUAGAUAUAUGGUGAGCUCAUCAUCCAGGGGAUAAAGAUUACUCUUUCUACUCAGCUCCCCACGGAACGUACUCGAGGAUAGACCUCUUCUUGGCUAAUGCAGCAGGCAUGUCCCGAACAGUAGGGUCACAGGUGGGCAACAUAUUUCUUGGUCAGACCACGCAGAUAUAUCCAUCACUUUGGGUAACCUAUGCGUUGCCUCACAUUGGACAUGGAAACUGAACACAUCACUGCUUCGAGAUCCGAAGAUACUGGAACAGACUAGGAAAGGAAUAACAGAUUAUUUCGAGUUGAACACCACCCCCAAAGUGAACGCAAGCACGAUUUGGGCGGCUCACAAAGUGGUUAUUAGAGGGACCCUGAUUAAACUGGCCACCAGAAGAAAGAAAAUGAAGCACCAAAAACUGGAGACUUUGCUGGGACAACUGAGAUCCCUUGAACAAAAACACCAAACUGUGCCAACAGAGGGCACUCUCAGGCAACUGGAAGCAGUUAGACGGGACAUCCGAACUCUACUACUCGACGAUACGGCUAGAUCCAUGGCUUGGUCAAAAAGGACUUUUUUUGAAAAAGGCGAACAUGAUGGACACCCUCCUGGCCAGGACGCUUCGGUCGAGGCAGGAGAGGUCCCACAUAACGGCAAUCAAACAUCCGGAUGGCACGAUGAGAUCAAGACCAGUUGAGAUAGCGAAGAUCUUCGAAGAUUUUAAUAAAAGAUUGUAUAACCACACGCCGAGCGGAAGCCCCCACGGGGAGCAUGAGGAGGAGUAUAUAUUGCAAUAUUUGGACAAACCAGGGUUGACCAGAUUGAGUGGAGAGGCAAUAAAGGCAAUAAAGCACCAGGACCAGACGGAUUCGAUGGCUCAUAUUACAAAAUAUUCAGAGAGGUGCUAACACCUCAACUGGUCCGUCUUUUUGAUAACCUACGGCAGGGCGGACAAUUAGACCCUGACAUGUCACUGGCGACCAUAGUACUGUUGCCCAAGCCCGGAAAGGAUCCGCUAUACCCAGAAAACUACAGGCCCAUAUCAUUGAAGAUCUUGGCGAAAAUACAAGCAGACAGACUGAAUCCGUUGUUGAACUCUCUUAUUCAUGCAGACCAGGUUGGAUUUAUCCAAAGUCGACAAAAGUCGACAAUUGUUUGAAAACACUAGAAGGAACAUCGAUUUGAUUUGGAAGCAAGUGGCUUCAGGGACCCCUACGUUAGUGGUAUCUAUAGAUGCAGAAAAAGCCUUCGAUAGAGUCCGGUGGCGAUUUCUAUUUCCAGUCUUGAAGAGUUGGGCUUCCCAGAAGAAUACCUAACAAUAACGAGAGCGAUGUAUCACAACGUACGGGCACAGGUACAGAUAUGUGGAGCCCCACUGCACCCUUUCAAGCUAUACAAUGGAACAAGACAGGGUUGCCCACUCUCUCCCCUUCUUUUUGUAUUAGCACUUGAGCCCUUGCUUCAAGCGGUACGCCGGCAUACGAACAUUGCAGGUGUUAGGGUGGGAGACAAAGAGUUUAAAGUGUCAGCCUACGCGGACGACGUCCUUUUGACCAUCACGACCCCACUAGAAUCAAUGGUGGCAAUAAAGGAAGUUAUAACAGAAUACGGCAUGGUAUCAGGAUAUAAAGCGAACAUUCAGAAGUCCAGCGCCCUCCCGAUCUGCCUGACGCAAGCUGACACAGCUCGGUUACAGGAGAUCUACCAAAUUCGAAUGGAAACAGACUCCCUGAAGUACUUAGGAAUUCAUAUGACAGUGGACCCCGGGCGUUUAUACCCGGCUAACUACGCCCCGAUGCUCAGAGAGUUGAUGGGAGACCUAGACAAGUGGACAGAAAAACCCAUUUCCUGGAUUGGCAGGAUCAAUUCAGUAAAGAUGAACAUCCUUCCACGCAUAUUAUUCCUCUUUCAGGCGCUGUCCAUCCGAGUCACAAAGACGCAACUGAUCCCCCUGCAAAGAUCUAUAGGAGACUUUAUUUGGCAGAACAAGAGACAUAGAAUCUCCAAACAGAUAUUAUACAGACGUAAAGAUAGAGGGGGCUUGGACCUCCCGAAUCUCUACUUUUACUACCUAGCGGCUCAAUUGACGCAGAUAGCCAUGUGGCACUCCACACCGGAUGAGAGAAGGUGGGUGGAAAUUGAGUCUAUGCUGGUGGGUGUCGAUGUUCCCCAGUUUACGAUAUGGGUCCCCAAGAAACACAGACCGGCGAUACGGAUAACAUGCCCAGCGAUACUUAACUCGAUUCGAAUAUGGGACACAUGUAACACCAAAUAUGGGCUGGCAUCAUCCCCCUCCCCCUUGACCCCAAUUCUUAGAAACAGAGAAUUCCCGCCUGGCAUGACCCCCAGAGAUUUUCGCAAUAUAGAAAGAACAGGACUACAAUGGCUACACCAGCUUUAUCAAAAUGGGGAGGUUGUACAAUUUGCAGAUCUCCAAUCAGGUAAUCACCCUGUGGAUUUUUUUAGGUAUGUUCAAAUUCGUGAUUUCGCUAAAAAACCACACAUUAAACCAGCAGCCUUGGGGAAACCCACCUUCUACGAGAGGUUAUGUUCGGAUGGGGUAGCCCCCAAGGGGAUGAUCACACUAUUAUAUGCUCACCUUAGUGAAGAAAAUGGAGAAUGGGGAAGAUUGACAUACACUGACCAAUGGGAGACCGACCUCGGGGAGAUUAUGGAGGGUGUCGAGUGGCAGGAGAUAUGGGAGGCGAAUGCUAAAGUCUCAAUAUGUGACACCUUCCAGGAGCAGGCAUGGAAAACUAAGUUUAGGUGGUAUACUACCCCAGUCAAACUACAUAGAAUGCACAAACGGGAGACUGACGAUUGCUGGAGGGGAUGUGGAGCCCGAGGAACAUACAUCCACAUGUGGUGGGAAUGCCCGAAGCUACGGGGAUUUUGGAGGUCCGUGGAGGAACUGUUAAGACAGACGUUUGAUAGACCCCUAAAAAUGGAUCCGUGGAUAUACUUGUUGAAUAGAUCUGUGGACGGGUGGACCAAAAGGGAACAGAAAUUGGUACACAAGAUUACUCUGUGUGCACGCCGAGCAAUUGCGACAGCAUGGCUUUCACCUGAGGUCCCAGAAUUCACAGGGGUUAUUUCCAGAAUCAAAGAAUGUAGAAUUAUGGAUGAUCUAACGGCUAGGGUGAGAGGGACCAUCGCGACAUUCCAAAAAACCUGGGAACCAUGGGACAAUAGUAUAGUUGGCUCGAGAAGAGACUGAGGGCCUCCCACCUCCGGGUAUAAACCUAAGAUGUAAACACCCCCAUUGAAAGUGACUUGAUUGUCAACGUAGUGGCUGCGAUACCCCUCCCUCCCCUCGACCCCCCUCUCCCUUUUCUAUCUCUUUAAGCUCUACUUCUCCUAUCUCUUUUCUCUUCUUCUUUCUCUCUUCCUCUCUCUUUGUUUUUGUUUUGUUUUUUCCAGGCAAGAUCACACGGUCGGAGGAAUAAUGUAGCUCAAGUACUAGUUUGAUUAGCAAAUAUAACGGCUACUUGUACUCAGUGGCGUACACAUGACCCAUGGGGCCCCAGUGCGAAAAUUGAUGGCGGCGGGCACCUGGUCGCAGGGGUUGCAGGGAGGCGAUGAAAAGGCUAAUUAAGGUUUUAUGAAAACAAUGUCAUUUUAAAAUGGAAAAUAGAAAAAAGAAACUACUUCAGGGACGUCAGACCUAUUAUCUUCAAUGAAAAAACUAAACUUGAAAUAGCUAUGGGGCCAUGUCAGAUUUUGUCCCAUUACAUUUCAUUGCAGGCCAGACUCAUUCUAGACAGUACUCACAUAAAACAGGAAGCCAACAAUUUUUACAAAUGUCUUUCUUUCCAUAAUUGCAAAUGAGGCUUAGAAAAUGUUUUGUGUGUUAUUGAUGAACUAACUAAUCUAUUCAACUAAUACUUGUUGAAUAGAUCUGUGGACGGGUGGACCAAAAGGGAACAGAAAUUGGUACACAAGAUUACUCUGUGUGCACGCCGAGCAAUUGCGACAGCAUGGCUUUCACCUGAGGUCCCAGAAUUCACAGGGGUUAUUUCCAGAAUCAAAGAAUGUAGAAUUAUGGAUGAUCUAACGGCUAGGGUGAGAGGGACCAUCGCGACAUUCCAAAAAACCUGGGAACCAUGGGACAAUAGUAUAGUUGGCUCGAGAAGAGACUGAGGGCCUCCCACCUCCGGGUAUAAACCUAAGAUGUAAACACCCCCAUUGAAAGUGACUUGAUUGUCAACGUAGUGGCUGCGAUACCCCUCCCUCCCCUCGACCCCCCUCUCCCUUUUCUAUCUCUUUAAGCUCUACUUCUCCUAUCUCUUUUCUCUUCUUCUUUCUCUCUUCCUCUCUCUUUGUUUUUGUUUUGUUUUUUCCAGGCAAGAUCACACGGUCGGAGGAAUAAUGUAGCUCAAGUACUAGUUUGAUUAGCAAAUAUAACGGCUACUUGUACUCAGUGGCGUACACAUGACCCAUGGGGCCCCAGUGCGAAAAUUGAUGGCGGCGGGCACCUGGUCGCAGGGGUUGCAGGGAGGCGAUGAAAAGGCUAAUUAAGGUUUUAUGAAAACAAUGUCAUUUUAAAAUGGAAAAUAGAAAAAAGAAACUACUUCAGGGACGUCAGACCUAUUAUCUUCAAUGAAAAAACUAAACUUGAAAUAGCUAUGGGGCCAUGUCAGAUUUUGUCCCAUUACAUUUCAUUGCAGGCCAGACUCAUUCUAGACAGUACUCACAUAAAACAGGAAGCCAACAAUUUUUACAAAUGUCUUUCUUUCCAUAAUUGCAAAUGAGGCUUAGAAAAUGUUUUGUGUGUUAUUGAUGAACUAAUAUAUUGAUCAUGCUGUUUAAAUAUAUUUGCACACCAUGACUUCCAUUUAACGUUUUUGGACAAGCUUAUCAAAUGAUUUAAUAUUUGAAAAAUAUAAAAAAAUUGUGCUACAUGGUUGGUUUCUCUAAAGUGGUAAUAACGAUCAAAGCCAGCUAUGGGGUUUGAGAUGGUUUAAUUCCAUUGUUACCUUGCUGAUUAUCAUCGUCUUUGUUUUUCUAUUUCAUCUGUAUCUAAUUUACGUGAGUAUAAAGAUUGUAAAAAAUAAAAUAAAAAUUAUAUAUUAAUAUUAUUUUUAUAUAUCAUGUAUUUUAUAUAUUUUAAUAUUUUGAGAGAAAAAAAUAAUUUCAAAAGCUGAUCCAAAAAUAUUAAGUCAAGGCAUAUUUUUGAGAAAUCAGUGUUUUAUUUCUGUGGAACAGUACGUUUAAGAUAGGACCAUUCAUAAUAAUAAUUUGUUUAUUCCAUAUUUUCAUGAAAUCCCUCACAUACCACCUUCUUCUCUACAUAGUACCACUUAUAUAGACAAAAUUAUUAAAAUAUAACAUUUAAUAGGUUCAAUUAAAAUUCUAAGUGACUGAAAGACACGGUAACACAGUGGGAAAAAACAACAAAUGUGUAGAGAAUCCGCUGCGUACAAUUGCUAUAUAGACUAAAGAAUGUGAGUGGUAAAGCCACUAGGAUUAUAAAUAGAAAUAUACUGCUAGAUUGCCAUAUCGGAGAUAUGUUGUAACAAAAAAUAAUGUUAAAAAAAUAAUAACAAUGAAACCAGGUCCCAGAAUAGAAAGCGCAACACAGAAACAACAUAGCAAUCUACAACGAUAAUCAGUGCAGGUACUACAUAUCUCGUUUAUAGCAAGUGAAAAAUUGUACUAGAUGAAUCUUAAAGACGGGGGGAUAUCACCUAAAUGUCUAGAAAAAAUAAACAUCUAGGACACGGGACAAUAUUCCUCUAGUACCAGUAAAUAAAUUAGCAAAAGCGAAUAUACUAUGAGAGUAUAGAUAGAGCAAUGUUAGAAUAAGUAGGUAGAUUACAGAAGGAACAUAGGGUACCUUGUAAAAAGAUUAACGAUAUAAGGUAGAGCGGAACUAAGGUAUAAGUUAGCGAAAAGUAAUCCUUAAGUCUGUGUCUUCGAGGGCACCUAAAUGUCUGCUAAGAGCAGGCUUCCUCAAACUUCGGCCCUCCAGAUGUUGCUGAACUACAACUCCCAUAAUUCUAUGAAUGAAAAAGAUAGGCUGAGAAUCAUGGGAGUUGUAGUUUAGCAACAUCUGGAGGGCCGGAGUUUGAGGAAGCCUGGCAUGACUACCCAAUACCUAUUAGUUUUAUGUGAGACCCUAAAUCUGUGCCUUCAAGGGCACCUAAUGAACUGUCAAAAUAGAAAAUAGAAAAUUGUCUAAAGCCUAAUAGCUGCUAUCUAUACAGAAAGGUAAAGUUAGUACACCCUUUCCCUGCUGGCCUCUUUGAUCAAAUUUCCAAGAUAGGAUGAAUACAAAUUGUCAAAUAAUAUCGAUAUAGAGCAACAGUGUCUGUCAGCAGGGUAGGUGUUAGACCAUGGGUCGUCAGCCUGGUCCCUACCGCCCACUAGUGGGCGUUUCAGGAUUCCAGGUGGGCGGUAGGGAUUUUGGCGGCUAAAUCCUCUUUUUGAGAGGGUUUCUCCUUUUGGGCGGGCGCAAGUGGCUCUGCGGGUGCAAGUUUUCAGUGACCGGCAUGAGGGAAGCGCUCCUUCCUGCCAGGCCAUCUUCUGGACCCCCCGGUGUGGUGUGCGGCAGUGGUAAGAUCAGACGCGGCGAGGGAGCUCUAACCUCUCUGCUCUGCUCCCUCUCGCAAUGUUUGCUGAUGCCGCGGUAGCUGGAAUAUGACAUCAUAUUCCGGCUCCCGGCAUCAGUAGACAGCCUGCGAGGGAGCAGAGCAGAGAAGUUAGAACUCCCUCGCCGCGUCUGAUUUUACCACUGGACCCCAAGGACAGAUUCACACCAGCUCUCCAGGUAGGGAGACUGGGUGGACAUUUAAUAUUAAUAAUUUGUGUGUAUGUGUGUGUGUCUGUAAGUAUUUGUGUGUGUCUGUAAGUAUAUGUGUGUGUCUAUAAGUGUAUGUGUGAGUGUGUCUGUAAGUAUAUGUGUGUGUGUCUGUAAGUAUGUGUGUGUGUGUGUAAGUGUAUGUGUGUGUCUGUAAGUAUAUGUGUGUGUCUGUAAGUGUAUGUGUGUUUGUAAGUGUAUGUGUGUGUGUCUGUAAGUGUAUGUCUCUGUAAGAGUAUGUGUGUUUGUGUCUGUAUGUGUGUCUGUCUGUUAGUGUAUGUGUUUCUGUAAGUGCAUGUGUGUGUGUAUGUUUGUCUGUGUUUCUCUGUGAGUGUGUGUCUGUGAGUGUAUGUGUCUGUAAGUGUAUGUGUUGUGUUUGUCUGUGAGUGUGUGUGUCUGUAAGUGUACGUGUGAGUGUCUCUGUGUGUUUGUCUGUGAGCAGAGUACUUGUACAAUAGAAGAAAGAAGGAGCAGAGUAUUUAUAAAAAGGAGAAAGAAGGUGCAGAGUACUUGUAGAACAGGAGAAAGAAGGAGUAGAGUACUUGUAAAAAAGGAGAAAGAAAGAAAGUAAAGGAAAAGGAGAGAAUUGUUGUUGGCUAAUAAUAGUAAGUGGGCUCCCUAGCUCAGUCUUCCUACUGGGCAUUGCUAUAAGGAAGGUUAAAAAAUAGAAAAAAGGAAGAAAUAAAAGGUGGGAUGGGGAAUUGAGGAGGGAGAGGAGGGGAGCUGAUGCACAGAUGAGAAAUCAUAUUAUGCUCAAACAGAGAAGUCGUCUGAAUAUCACCGAAAGAGGAGACCUUCAUUUGUUCUUUACAAAAAUCGAACCAGAUAUCAAAUAUUUAGUCUCUCAGCAUCAACCUCAAGGAUCUCAUUAAUCACUAGUAAAGAUAAUUUCAAUUUACUUUAUUGCUUUCUCAUUAAACUUUAUAAAGUUAAAAACAUUAUAAACAUGAAUAAAGUAGAAAUAAAAAGAUAAAUGUACGUACAUUUUUUUUUUUUUUUUAAAACACCCUCCUUUCUAAAAAAUAUUCUGCACUUGCGUGAAAACUGGUGGGCGGUAAGGAAAUUUUUCUAUCAAGAAAGAUGCAUUAGUGGGCGGUAGGUAGAAAAAAGUUGACUACCACUGGGCUAGACUAUAAAUCCAUAUUUGUUACUUUUUGUUCAUAUUGUUUUUUCAUGCUUACUGUACACAAUUGUUUCCAUGUGUCUCUAUCAUUUCUUGAAUUCUGUGCAAUAAACAAUGAAAUACAAAGAAAAAGAAAACAUGGCAUAACAUUGUCUAUGGAAGAAGCAAAUGCAGGAAGAUAGGAAUAGGAUAGUACCAUUAAAACAAAAGGUGAUUUAUAUUUUAUCUAUACUAGAUAUCAUGUAGCAGAUAAAACCGUCAUUACUGAUUUCCUUCUGGCUCUGUGGAAUUGACGAGUGACUAUUCCAGCCCUGUUUAUACAGACAGUGUAAGUGUGUGGGCCACUGAGGUUUUCAUGCUUGGGUAAGAGGGAAAAAUUCACCCCUGGCUCUAUUGGCUAUUUAAAUAUGCACACAGAUGUUGUUUGAAACACUUGGUUUGUAAUGUGUGUAAACAGAUUGUAAAACUCUUCUAAAAACAGAGAUGGAAAGCCUCUGGCAAGGGAGUUAAUGCAGAGAGCUGGCCAAGAGUCUAGAGAGUUGUCAUCCACAGCAGCUGCAUUUACCUGGGGAUCUGUAUCCAGGUGUCCACCCACCUACCUAAAUAAGUCGAAAAUUUCCUCAAAUCAUUACACUAGCAGCAGCAGCCUGAACCAAGGUAGGAUGGAUUCCUGAAUUCAUGUAAUCUACACCAAAAUCAGAUCCUAGCUUUGCAUACCUCAGCAGAAAUUGAUAUUUGUCAGACCUGGUAACCUUUUUUCAAUCUAUAAUUAUCCUUUUUUUUUCAUUCUUGCCUACUGUGAUGGAGCUUCUGUUCUCCGACCGAGUACUACCCAAUCUGCUUCCUAGCCGCUUGCAGGGACCCUAACGCUUCUGCCCCAGUCACCAAAGCUUGACUGGGGUAGCUCAGGAGCUCUUUCACCUGACCAGGCUGCAGCUCUCCCUCCAGGAUGGUAUCGUCCCCUCUGCCUAUUCCACUGCAGUACUUCUUCCAGGCAAGUUUCGUCCCUCCUGCCUAUUCCACUGCAGCAGGUAUCCACCUCUUCCUGCAAUGUGAUUGCUACUGCCUUUACAGAGGCCUUUACAGAGGCCUUUACAGAGGCACUUACGACUCUCAGGCCUAGCUCUCUUGAUUUAUCCCAGGGCUAAAGGUAUCCUGCAGCCAGCCAACGGGUUUGAAGACUCUGUCACUGGGAUUGACAGAGGAAACCCAGUAUCAAAUGGAACUAAAAUACACUACCUUAUUUCAACUCAGGACUAACCCACAUAUUCACCACACCUAGAUUGCUGUGACAACUUUAAUAAAAAAACAACCAACCAAACCAUCGCAGACAACAUACAGCAACUUAUUAUGACAUAAUGACAUAUCCAUAAGGGGGUGGGGAAGACAAUAAUCAACACAAUAUAUCUCUUCUGCCUGUAGAAUUAGCAAUAUGCUAAUCUAUUCGAACAUGCAAAGUAACAAACCUUGACACCUAGGCAGUGCACACAGCCACAACCACCAACAGAGGGCACUAUACAGUCUCAACAGCCAAUUCCACCCAGUUGGUAGCAAGCAUCAGCAGGACAAGAGAGCACACAAACAAUACAUACAUAAUACACAUACAAUACACACACCUGCACCUACAAUGGGCACAGGGUGACUUAAACAUAGGAUUCAUCCAGGGAUCCAAUUGAAGUGUCCAUCUUGUGUUCGCAGCGAUGGUGACUACUGUCACCUUCUUUGUUUUGUAGUUGAUGGAAGGCUUCAAGAAUCAAAAUCUGCAGAUGUCGCCCAUUUGCUUUAAGGUUUCAUGUAAGUUAAUAUCUUCUGCAAACUAAAGUUGGAAAAUGUUAAAUCAACUUUAUGAUCGAAAUACUCACAUUGACUGUGCUAGAGGGUCACUGAAAUUCCAUAACAGUCAAAAGAUAUACUAAGACAAAGUAGGGACAAGUUUCACAUUUUGUCAAGGCCUUGGCCGUUACUAGUGAUGGCUGUAGAGGAAAAAUACAUUGUCUAUGGAGACUCCGGCAAUCUUACAGGAUCCUCUGUACACAUCUGUGUUGUACUCUUGGGCAUACGCAAGCGUACAGCACUGAUGUAAGCUCUGGCAGAUAAAGAGGAUCCAGCAGAAGAAGGGACAGCUUGAAGGGACAGCUUCAGGUAAGUAAAACCUUCCUUUCACUGCAACCCUGGGCCACCUACCGCCAUUGUCAUCGUCAGUAACAGAGCCACUUUAACAAGGAAACUGAACAUUUUAGGUCAAAACCACAUACUGUACCGGAAAAAAAUUCUAUCUACCUAUUUUUCCAGCAUAGAUCUUUUGGGGUGAAAUGUGCAAUUCUUAUGUCAGCAGUUCCCACGCUAGUGAAAAGCUCUGUGUUUGUUUGUUUUACAUACCAUAUUUUGUAAACUCUAGUGAAUGAAAAUCUCUGGAGAUCAAAUGGUUCUCAGAUGUUCGAUUCACCUCAUCUGGUUUAAACAAUCAUACUGCAGCAGAUGUUUUGUCCACAUGACUUCUUCAGAGGACAUUUUGUUCAAGUAACUUCAUAUUUCAGGAACAAUUAAACUUCUUGACCAUGCCUGCAUAAAUUAUAUGUUAAGCUCAUUCACUAUUUUAUUUAUUUUAAUGGUCGUGUCUACCUUCUAAAUAUAUAGCAAAGAUGGUCUUGGCACUCAAGGGUUCAUCAGUAGGCAAUUUUAGUAGAAUUCCGUGUAUCAAAAAAGCAGCAAUGUUUUGAUACAUGGGAUUCCAUUAAAGAAACAAAAUAUAUCUAUGGAUAGGGCUAAUUGUCAGAUUCCACAGAAAAAAAACACCUUUAUUGACACUCCAGCAGUGUCAUAUGGGGCUUAACCCCUUCUCAUAGAAUAUUGGAAAAAUUCACAGAUCUGGAGAGACCCCUCAGAUGUGUAAAUGAUGACUGGAAAUUUGAAUGAAUGGUUAAUAUCAACAAACAAAAAUAAAAAUAGUUGGUGAAUAUAUCAGAAACAAAUCAAAAAACGAUCAAUACAUAAACCUCCACAGCUUGAAUAGCUGUACCUCCCUGAUGUCUAUGUUAGUUAGUGUCAAAUCAGACUCCUGAAUUUAAUGUUAUAUUUUUAGUGUCAAUGUCUGAAAUACAUAAAGAUACAAAUAUCAUAGACAGCAAUUCUAAUUAUACACAGCAUUUGUGUCAAAGUAUCAAGUGCUCGGCAAAAAAGCAACAAAAUAAUGCUGCUGCCUUGUUGUUUAAAUUAUGCUGUGUUAUUCCUAUAAACUCUAUGGGGUGAAAAUAACCUGUUAAAUGCUGAUCAGCAGGCUUAUCAUUCAUAUAAUUGUAUGUGGGAUUGACUUCAUUGUCUAGAUACCCAUCAAAUACAAGAUAUUCAGUCCGUAAAAAUAAAGUGAAAAAUUGACGGACUGAUCGUGACUACCUGUGAUGUUAGAUAUAGAAACAGGUAUGUUAUAAUUCACUUCCCCAUAGUGUAUAGACAGAAUAUGCAAGAGGAAAAGAAAAGAUAGAACAAUUAGUGCGUGCUAAUGUGCAGGACCAUACUUAGAAUGUUGGUCCUUGCACAUGUGACAGUGUGCCCUGUGAAGUGAGGAAGAAAGAAAAGAACCCGACGCGCGUUUCGGUGCCACUAGCGUGCACCUUCGUCAGGGGCUGGAGGUUUAUGUAUUGAUCGUUUUUUGACUUGUUUCUGAUAUAUUCACCAACUAUUUUUAUUUUUGUUUGUUGAUAUUAACCAUUCAUUCAAAUUUCCAGUCAUCAUUUACACAUCUGAGGGGUCUCUCCAGAUCUGUGAAUUUUUCCAAUAUGGGAUUCCAUUAAUACUGCCUAUUGAUUAACCCUUUAGUACCCAGACCAUCAUUGCUACAUGUGUAUGGAGGUUGUACCUACCUCGGUACCUUCUUAAUAAAGUGACACGCACGGGGCAAAUACCCCCAUGUUAAUUAUACAUUAGAUUACAAAUACCUGUAUAAUACCUUUAUUUUCAAAUAUUUCAUUUGAUUAAUAAUACUGAUUCAAAUGUAAUUUUUGGUUGUAGGGGGUUUCCUCUCAUUCCACCGUUUGUCUGCUUUAUCCCAUCGCAUCUCACUUUAUCAGAUUUCUCUCCCCUUGUCUUUUUCCUUCUUUAACGCAUAUCUUCAACUGUUCUCUUCCUUCUAGCAUUAUUGCUGCUCCUCUUACGUGUCUUAAAAAAGCCAUCUCUUGACCUGUCCUUUCCAUCUACCGUCCUAUAUCCCUGCUCUCUUUUUUCUCAAACCUUCUAGAAUAACUUGUCUUUACCCGGCUUUCUAUCUCAAUUUUAGGUCAAAACCACAGUCCAGACAAAAAUUUUAUCGACCUAUUUUCCAGCACUGUACUGAGACUACUCUGAUUAAAGUAACAUAUUACCAAAUCACAGCUAAAUCCAAAGGCCACUACUCUAUACUAAUUCUUCUUGACCUUUCUGCUGCUUUGACAUUUUUGGUCAUGGCCACCUUCUUUAAGCUCUUCAGUGACACUGUCCUCUCUUGGUUCUCCUCCAAUCUCGACCAACGUUCACUCAGUGUCUCCUUUUAUAAUGUCAACUCCUCGUCUCGGUUGGAGUCCCUCAAAUCUCUGUUCUUGGUCCCCUUUUGUUUUUUCUUUAUACUGCCUCCCUUAAGAAAAUGAUUAAUUCCUUUUGAUUCCACUACCACCUGCACGCUGAUGACACCCAGAUAUAUCUCUCCUCUCCUGAUCUCUUCCCCACUGUCCUAGAACACCUCACUGGAUGCUUUUCUUGUCCCUCUUUACAUUGGCUUCCUGUACCCGGUAGGAUUCAAUUCAAAAUACUAACCCUUACCUAUAAAGCUCUAAACAACUCUAGCUCCUGUUACAUUUCUUCAUUAAUUUUUAGGUAUGUCCCUUCUCGACCUCUCUCUAUGCCGGUGCUCACAUCCUUAGUGCUAACUCGCGCUUGCAAGACUUCUCGUGGCCGGCUCCUUUCUUUUGAAACAGCCUACCUGCACCCGCCCGAUUCUUCCUUGGUCUUCAAUCAUUUAAGAUGUCCCUCAAAACCCAUCUCUUCAGAAACGCUUAUGGCCUCCUAAUGUAACUUCUAUUUCACAAACCUGUCUCUUGCUCUGUCUUAAAAGGCCCACACUCAACUCUCACAUUCCAGUUCUGCUACUUUCCCACCUUGUCAUUUGGUUGCUAUCCCCUACGAUGCCCUUCCUAUUGUGUUUUUAUACUCCACCUCCUCUAAACUGUAAGUUCGUUUGAGCAAGGUCAUCAUCAACCUAUUGUUCCUAUAACAUUCUGAUUUAUUGUCUGUUAGUUAUUGUCUGAUUUAUUGUAGAAUUUUCCCCUUUAUAAUAUUGUAAAACGCUGCUGAAUAAUUUGGCACUAUAUAAAUGACAAAAUUAAUAAUAUUAUUACGUAAGUUGCAUAAGCCUGAUCUUGGCCCUUUUUAUGUUUUACUGAGAAGAAAUCAUUGUUCCUUUCUUUAUUAUUACAAAUAAAAUAUACUUUUUACAAGCACAGAAGUCGUGCCCAAUAACCAUUAUCCUUAUUGCAGUGUUUUAUUGCAUCCUGUUUGAAGUGUCUCCGGCAAAUUCCAUUCCACACCCUAAUUUCACUAAUGGGGAAAGCACACAUUUGCAAUAAUCAGCUCCCUGGAACCUCAAAAUACUUUAACCCCUCCCAGGCUGGGAAGACAAUGAAAGCUUUCUUGGCAUUGAUGUAGAGACUAUAUUUGGAACAGUAUACUGGAUGUUUCUUAAGCCUGGGUGAUAGUAUGCCAGUUUGCUAAUGCUGUAAUGAUGAAGCACUCAUAACCAUUCUAACAAUGAACUUUCAAAAACAGUUGUUCUGGAGUCUAUAACCUGUCUCUGUCUAUUUUUGUAGCAUUGUAAAAUUGUCUUUCAAUGAUGGCCACUAGAGGUGCUUCCCGUGUAGGUGCACAAUGCGCAUUACCUACAUUCAGCAUCUCCACGCUCUGCAUGGAGGCACUGAACAUUCGCCAUAGAGAUGAUUGAUUGGCGCAGCAUGGUAUUUUUCUGCGCAUGCGUAAUAGCCUUCCAAAUGUUUCCUAUGGGAAAGCAUUGGAUUGGCUGAGAUCAUCAAAAGUGAUGAUCUCAGAAAUGGAGGCGGGACCAGGCAAGGCCAGCCACAGAGAGUGGUGUCGGAGAAAACAUUAGUAAAGUCACCUUUAAUCUCUGGAGAGAGGGGGUCCAGAGACCUAAUGCUGCGUUCUAGCACUAUAGUGUCAGGAAUACAUGUCUAUAUAUAUAUUUUUUAGUGCUUCUCCUCUUUUUCCCUCUAUUGCUUACAUCUUCCCACUUGAUGUGGGAAACAAAUGGUUUGAAAAUUCUCCUAUCACUGUCCUGCAAAAUAUGCCCAUAAUAUUUAUAUUUUGCAAUACACUUUAUUUAACAGUGGGCAAUGGCAUAAUUGCCUGAAAUAUAAAAAAGUUUCCAAGUGAAUCGAUUUGUACCCAUCAAAUUAUUUUGCUGGGCACAAGUCUACUUCUGAUGACUUUUGUCCAAGCCAAACAUAUAGAGAAACAUGGAGGAAAUGCUUGGCAAUCGCCACAUUCCACCAAUCAAAUUCUUUAUGAACAGAGGCAUGGGGGAACAUGCUUGGUAAUCACCAUAUUCCACCAAUCAAAUUCUUCCUAUAGAGAAGCAUGGGAGAAAUGCUUGGCAAUCACCACAUUCCACCAAUCAAAUUCUUCAUAAAGAGAAGCCUGGGGGACAUGUUUGGGAAUCACAACAUUCCACCAAUCAACUUCUUUUUAUAGAGAAGCACUAAGUAAAUGCACUUUACACCAUCAUACUGUGUAUGUUGAGGCCUAAACUACUAAAUGUAUGAUUUAGGCAAAAUGUGAGCAUUGAUGUUUUUCAGAAAAGGCAUUGCCAGAGAAAUCGUACAGCAUCUAAUGCACCACAACCCCUACAUUACAUUAAUAUGAAGUGGUUGUGGCAGACUUUGCCACCUAUUUCAUGUUUUGUCCCCUUAUUUUGUGUGUUUUACCCAUUUUCCAUUCGGGAGUACUUUAUACGAACAAUAUCCAUUUGUUUCCUGAACAAGGACCUCCACUAUACCCCAUUAGAAAGUUCACACCAGCAACUUAGUGCAAAACCGCAAGGUAAGUAAUUAAUGAAUGCUACCACUGGUUGGCCACCAUUUCGUGUAAUCUUGUCUCCCGAAUGUGUGCAGCAAUACUCGUCGAGUGCCUGGAACUUUUUUCGGCUGGGUACUCGCAUGAACGCUGGUAAAACUUAGACCGCUAUCUGUUCUAUUUCCCGACCACCUACACGAACUAUGUUUUGGGAGAAAUGAACUACUGAACAGGGGUAGCAUUUGUAUCCUAAAAUGAAGAGAUUCCCUUGCUUGGUGUUUGCACAGGAACUCCAUAAACAGACACCUAUUCUCCUGGAACUGUUUUGGGCUAGCGUCUCGCAUCUGGCCAGUCAAACCUUUACCUCGAUGGCAUUCCCGUUCCACCAAACCGAUCUGAGUGAUCUUUGGAUAUGUUAUACACUCAGAUCGGGGCUAUCCGGGGAUGUACUUUUGUGGGGUUCCUGAGUAUGGUCGGGACACUUUUGGUGUACUGUAUUUUUGUAUGGAUUUUCUGUACCUGAGAGAUAAUUGGAUUAGAGGUUUUUUUCGCAAUUAUCUCUCAGGCACAGAGGAUCUUGGGAUUGAAACCCCUGUUUUAUUGUAUUGUAAACCACAUGUAGGAGACUGGGCAUAAAAGUCCUGUGUGACCAAAUAAACCUCAGUUGACUCCCAGAACUGUGUGUCAUCCAGUUACUGCGCUUCUCUUCCAGCUCCAGAGGAUUACAGAGGAGAUAUUCAGUCUCAGCAUUGCAGAUCCGCUACAGUGGUUUUGGUACUUCAGUGUCUCUUUUAAUGACACCUAAUGACAAUUGUUUAAAGGUUUUUUAUAAAACUUGUUUUGUAGUUAUCAUCUUACUCAGAACUUUGUUUACAUACAGUUCUGCGAGAAGAGGCAAAGAGUCUGGCAGUUGUCCAAUAAAGUGCUAUGUAGUACCACAGUCCAGCUACUGUAUUGUUGUGACAUAAAACCCAUUCACGCAUUCAAACUUGCUUUCAAAAUGACAAACAUAUUCAUAAAUUUAUAUUACCAGACCUUUAAUUUAUUGAUUGAUCUUAUUGAUCAAUCGGUUUCCUUUGAGUUGAAUUAUUCUCAUGUCUCUUUUAUUGUGAUUUGCUACCACAAAAGUCCUUCCUAACUGCCAUGUCAAUUGCUUUCUGUUCAUUGUGUAAUGGUGGACAUAAAGUAAAUCACAUGGUGUGAGAUACAGAGGACAGAGGAAUAGCUAAAGGAGCCACAAGAUCAUCUCUUUGUUUGGCAUAGGAACAUUGCCUGAGCCCACAGUGUGUAUGCAUGCUUUACAUGGUUUUUUAAUUGACAUAGAAUGAAUCAGUUUACAUGGAAUGAUUUAGGAAUCUCUUCAUAUUUUCUUUAUUUCUUCAGUUGAGGGUUCUAGUUAGGCAUGUGCAUGGGGAAAAUUUUCGGUUUGGAAUUCCAAAAUUCGGGAUUUUCGCAAUUUGGGACUUUGGCAAUUUGGCACUUCAACACUUCUGAACUUCGGAAUUUCGGAACUUCAGCAUUUCUGAAUUUCGGGACUUUGACACUUCGUGACUUCUAUUGCAGUCGCUUAGUAGAUAACUCCCUAAUUCCCACGGUAUUAGGGAGUUACCUACCAAAAGGCUGAAAGAACUCAAUUGGUCUUUCAGCCAAAUUUACUAAUACUAAGUAAAAAUUGCUUAGUAUUAGUAAAUUUUGCCCCUACUCGCUUUAGCGCAAGUAGGGGCAUGUCUAGUAAACAGUGAGCAGCCCGUGGCUGCUCACUGUUUAAAAAAAAACUUGCCCCCCCGAGCGGUGGGUGGGGGCCCUAAAUGCUAAUAAGGGGGUGGACCUAAUGUCCUCCCCCCUGGCCCCCACCCCUGAGCAUACCGUGGGAAUUAGGGAGCUAUCUACUUAUUCAUUCCUGUCAUUACAUUCACAGGCUAAGUAACUUACAUUUUAUAUGAAUGUAUGUUACUUGAUUGUUGUGCAUUUGCAAAUGCUUACAGCUGAAUCCUGGCUAUGAUUGUAUACUUUUUAUUUAAAAUUGUAUACAAUGUAACAUUCUUCUUCUUUCACUGGGUAAGUAUAUUAGUACUUAGGCAAUACUGUGCUUUGGAACUUCGGCACUUCGGCACUUUGACACUUCGGAACUUCGACACUUUGGAAAUUUGGUAAUUUCGGAACUUCAGGACCUCAGUAAUUCGACACUUCGGCAAUUUGGCACUUCGGCAAUUCGGACAUUCGGAAGUACCAGAAUGUCCGAAUUGCCUGAAAUUCGUCCGAAUUCAUAUUUGGACCGAAACGAAUUGCACAUGUCUAGUUCUAGGUAAUGACAAGUGGCAUCCUUUCGAUUACUGCCUGUGACUUGUACUCCAGAAGUUGUUCUGGAAUAAGUUAUGUUUUUACGUGUGGCAGACAUGAAUAGAAUAGGCCGAGAAUAUGUAGGAUACAUGUUUAGACUUAAGUGUGGAUUUGCCAUUUCAGAUGGGAAGUUAAAAUUUGGUAGAUUCUAAAAUAGACAAAAUAGGAAGUUAAUAUACACUGUAUAUGCUAAUCAUAAACGGUAGGCAUUGAAAACAGAGCAGAGGUAAGAAAAACUUCACUUAGAUUACAAAUAAUACAAAUAACUCAAUGAUUUCUGCUAAAAGGAUGGUGGGACAAGAGGUUACCCUUUGCAUUUCUGGAAACCGUCUAUAAAUUCCCAUCACUGUCUUCAGCAAAAUCAGUAACCAUAAUCCAUAGGCUUCCUGACAUAUUAACUGAAGCUAACUGAAACAUUUUACUUUUUCACACUGCAAGCAAACAUAGUAGAAUGAUUGUAUGAAUAAUAUGGUCUGGCUCAUGGUUUUAGUAAGUAUGAUUUGGGAUCCCUGACAUCCCACUCCUCCUACAAUUGAAGCCUUAUCUUGGGUUAGGUAUUGAUGUUCCAGGGGAUCGUCCUUUUCUUUCUCACUUGCCUACCUCUUGGUUGUGACCUUUAAUUAACCCUUACCCUUUCUCUCGUCUUUUUUUAGUUAUUGCUUCUUGUAUUGGAGUGAUAUCUUUCUGUACCAUUUGAUUUUGCAUUUCAGAAUUAUAGGCAUAUUCAACCCUUUAAAGACCAAAUGUUGUACUUUGAUAUCACCACAAUAUGGUCCAUAAAAUAUUAUUGCUGCAUGGAAUGUCCUACUUAUUAAGUAGCAUUAAUAAUGCUAUCUGGCCCUCGGUCCUUUGUUGAUUUGGUAAUUCUAUUUUUAAAAGGAACUCUUAAAGCAAAAAUUGUUAUGAUGGGAUAGAUUUUCAUUGGUCCUUCGAGGGGUUACAUGAAGGAAUGUAUAAAUGGAUUCCACCAGAGGUUCUCAAUCUAGUUCUUAAAAAUUACAAGCUGAUUAAUUAAUUAAUCACAAAAUUCUGGAUCAUGGUUCAUUCUGGAGUCUAAAUGCAUAAUUCAUAACAUUAAAUAGUCCCAAGAUUUGAUGGUGGUGGUGGAUCCUAUAGGGAGGAAAUUAAUAUUGGUACUCUUGCCUACUUGUGUUGAGAUAUGUUGCUCACCAGUCGCCCUACUUUGCUCAUGUGCAGAAUACUGUAAAAAAAGGUGGUUAAUAACACUUUGUGCACUGCCCACCAGAUAUUUACUGCAAAAUGUUUCUCUGUGGGAAACAAAAUGUUGUUCUGUUCGAAUGUGUUAAUAUUACAAAACAAAGUGAAAUUAAUUUGAGUGGAGUGAAAGUUAUUUGCAGAAGUUCCACUCAUUUUUAAAAAUACAUGUAGAUAUAUAACUUUUUGUGGGGCAGCUAGCCCAUAUUUAUUUGUUCAUAAGCAAACAGAGACAGGACAACCUUUAGAUUUAGAUUUCAGAUGAUUGGAGAAAGAAAAGCUACAAUAUGUAAAUCAAUCCCGCUAGCCCAUAGAGUAAAUAACCAGCCACCUAUUGUGCUAAUACCAUGUGCUAUAGUCAAGUAUUAAACUUUCUGAUGCUGUUUUCAUUAACAGGUUUUAUAUAUCCAGAAGCCAAUUCAUUAUUUUACUCGUUGCCACAGACACUUCAUUUCUCGUAGGACCUGAGAUAGCUUUUCUUGCUGUCUAUGUACCUCUUUGGCAGAUUCCAAGUGUUACAGGAUGCAAAAAAGGCAUAUUAGACAGGCACACAUUAUUUGGAAUGCUGAAGUCAGGUAGAAUCAAAGCCCAUUAACUACAGCUGUGAAGAAAGAAGUUUGGAAGUGGCUAAAAAAAAAUAAAGAAUUUAUCCUUUGAAUUCCAAUAUGUUCAAUUUAACAAAUGUACAACACGUUUUACGCAACUUGCCAAGAAAGGCUGAAGCUGAACGCAGAUACUCAGAGUCAUUUUUAAUUGCUCUCUGGAGCCGGUGUAAUAGUUUAUAGACAUGUUUUUAUUGUUAAUCAGUUCAAUUCCAACAAACAUAUCCAGUAGAACUCAUAUACUAAAGCUUAUAUAGCAUAUAUAUAUAUAUAAAUAUAUAUAUAUACACACACACACACAUAUGUAUCCCAACUGUUGCCAAGGUGAAUUUUUCCACUAUUUUGCUGUUGGGGUGGGAGUAUAUACAAAUGACAGGGAAUUGGACAACUGGUUCAAAACUGCGUAUUUUGUUGGCGAUGGGGACUUGGUCAGACCAUUGAUGGGUUUGGUACGCUAUCAAGGCAAGUCCACUAAACAUGAUAGAAACACCUCGGGUAUUGCCAUUGACUUCAUUUCCAUAUUGUAUCUCACAUUACAUAUUGUUUUGGUGAAAUACAGAAGAUGAGGUGAGAUGUGUCCUGUCCAACCCACAAGCCUUCCAGCUCUAACACCAUCUUACUAAACAGGCUUACGCUAAUUUAAUAGACACUUCAUGGUCCAGUGAUCAAUGUGCCUUUUAAAAAUCAGAAACAAACUUACUUACUCUGCUAUUAUGUAGCAAAACUGGAUUUCUAUUUAGUUUAGCUUUUAUUUCAUACAGAAGAAUACAAAUAAAGUGAUCAGAUCAUUAGAGCAAUCUAUAUUUAGUCCCCCCCAAUACUGUCAGAAAAUCUACUUCUGGUGGAGCUUGAAGUCAUGGUUCCCACUUUCUACUGCUGCACACUACUUGCUGUGAAUUUGUGGAACCUGAUAUCUUGGGGCGAUUCCAGACAGUUGUCUAUUUGUUUCUGACCCACCUGAUCUUCUGAUUGCUUGCAUUUAUAGUAUACCUGUGGAUAUCACAAGUGCUACUUUUCUGAAUUGAUUGCUCCCCGCAAACCCAGAGCCAAUCAAGUACAGAGGACUUUCUAGCUGAUCUGAGCCCUUUGGGGUAUCCAUAGUGAUGUUUUGCUCUGGUCCUGUUUUGCUGGGUUUUUUUUAUCCGGCUUACCUGACUGCGUUUUGCUUUUCCUGCCCUUCUAUACCUGAUCUGUCCUGUUUGCCUUCUUCUCUUACUGUCUAAUCUGUGUACCAGCCCCUGUCUUGUCUUACUACUUGACACAUGUACCUGUCCCUGACUUGCAUUCUGCCUGAUUUUGUAUACUGGUCCCCUGCUUGUCUAACUUCCCAUCCCAUAUACCAGUCCCUGGCUUGUCUAACUUCCCGUCCCAUGUACCAGUCCCUGGCUUGUCUAACUUCCUGUCCCAUGUACAAGUCCCGGGCUUGUCUAACUUCCCGUCCCAUGUACCAGUCCCGGGCUUGUCUAACUUCCUGUCCCAUGUACAAGUCCCGGGCUUGUCUAACUUCCCGUCCCAUGUACCAGUCCCGGGCUUGUCUAACUUCCCGUCCCAUGUACCACUCCCUGGCUUGUCUAACUUCCCAUCCCAUGUACCAGUCCCUGGCUUGUCUAACUUCCCAUCCCAUGUACCAGUCCCUGGCGUGUCUAACUUCCCAUCCCAUCUACCAGUCUCUGGCUUGUCUAACUUCCUGUCCCAUGAACCAGUCCCUGGCAUGUCUAACUCUUGUCCCAUGUACCAGUCCCUGGCUUGUCUAACUUCCCGUCCCAUGUACCAGUCCCUGGCUGUACCAGUCCCUGGCUUGUCUAACUUCCCAUCCCAUGUACCAGUCCCUGGCUUGUCUAACUCCCGUCCCAUGUACCAGUCCCUGGCUUCUCUAAUUUCCCAUCCCAUGUACCAGUCCCUGGCUUGUCUAACGUUCCAUCCCAUGUACCAGUCCCUGGCUUGUCUAACGUUCUGUCCCAUGUACCAGUCGUUGGCAUGUCUAACUUCCCGUCCCAUGUACCAGUCGUUGGCUUGUCUAACUUCCCAUCCCAUGUACCAGUCCCUGGCUUGUCUAACGUUCCGUCCCAUGUACCAGUUCCUGGCUUGUCUAACGUUCCGUUCCAUGUACCAGUCCCUGGCUUGUCUAACGUUCCGUCCCAUGUACCAGUCCCUGGCUUUUCUAACUUCCCAUCCAUGUACCAGUCGUUGGCAUGUCUAACUUCCCAUCCCAUGUACCAGUCGUUGGCAUGUCUAACUUCCCAUCCCAUGUACCAGUCGUUGGCAUGUCUAAUUUUCUGGUUCCGUAUACCAGUCUCUGGCUUGUUUGCCUGUCCUUUGCUGUGUCUGGUAUUGUGUGUUUUAUUUUUUGUUCCACUCCUAGCCUGUAGUCUUUUUCUCAGUUUAGUCCUGUUACUUCCUAGUUCCUGCUUUACUCUUCUACCCCUCUGUCUUUGCCUUUGUGAGGUUGCUGUCUCUCACCUUGCUGAGGAUCCUCUAGCCAACCCUGACACAUACAUAUAUGUAAAUACAGUGGGACCUCGGUUUACGAAUUUAAUGCGUUCCCCAGGACGUUUCUUAUUGCGAAAAAUUUGUAAACUGAAACGCGGUUUCCUAUAGGAAUGCAUUUAAAACCAAUUAAUCCGUUCUGGAGGUCAGAAAAAAGUCAAAAUGAGCUGGCAUGGAAACCAACCCACAAUGCAGAACACACAAUAAAAGGCAUGCAAACGACAAAGCUCAGCUCCCUACCUUUCCACAGCUUGAGAAAUUCACCAAAAAGUCCCAAAACAACUGCAAACAAUUUACAGAAUGGCUCCAAAACUCGAUGCAAAAACUACUCCAACACCUCCACACUCAAUGCCACGUGCUACCCACAGACUCCAGCAUGCAGGGGGCGGUGCUAUAAACCAUUAUUUUCAAUGUAUUUUCAUUUGUAAACAGAAAAGUAUGUUGACCGAGUCGUUUGUAAACCGAGGUCCCACUGUAUAUGUGUUUCUAAAUAUACUUAUAUGUAAAUUUUAAAUUCCCAUUGAAUGUACGUUAUUUCACUCUGACAACUCACACUUUAGUGAAUCAAUUAACUAAUUACCCUGUAUGAAGGUAGAUAAGGAGCAAAACGCUACAUUAUAUUAUUUUCGAAUUUCGUAUAAAUCUAUACAGAAAGUGUGUCACUGAGGUGGCUCUGGCAUGGAUAUUACACGAUAUUCAAAUCUUUAUGAUUCAUUAAUUGCAUUGUUAUGAGUCUACUUUGAAACACGUGAUGCGUAAUAUAAACCUCUGUUAAAAGAAAUUAAGGUUUAAAACUGGGGGGGACGGGACAUGUAAUUGCAUUUUUUUUUUUAUCUAAAAUGUGCAAAUCUUGUCUUGAUAAUUUCAAACAAAUCAAAAUCUAAACAAAUAUUUUCUUUCCAUCUAACUACAGCUUUCAGAAUCUCCUGAUCCUGAAAUUGCAGACCCUCGUAAAACCUGGAUGAGGUUCAUACACAGAACGGAGGAUGGGGCAAACGCCAAAAAGAAAUGUAAAGGAAAGGACAAAAAAUUAGUAAGUUGCAACCUAGAUUAUCUGUGGAUAUUUCUCCAAAAUCCUCUUUUAAAUGAUUCAAUAUGACCUGCAGAUUUUUGUAUAUUUAUAUUUUGUCUCUUUAAAUAUAAUUACCAUACACGCUCCUAUUUCAGUAUUGGAUUGUGGAAUAACAGUGUGUGUGUAUAUAUAUAUAUAUAUUUAUGUCUUCCGGAAUGAGUCAUGAUAUUUCUAUUUCAAGUUACCACUAAUUUAACUAAAAUACUAGUUUGAUUUUUACAGGCAUAACCCAGAAAUAGCAUAAUGUGUCGAAAUACCAAAUCUUUUUUAUUAGAUCAUAGAUCAAACCCGAAAAAAAAAAAAAAAGCACUUAUUAUGAACUAAAUAAAGAUACAAAAUUGAGAUAAGGCUUUGCAGAGCGCUGUGCAUAUUUGGAAUUAUUUUAGAUUUUUUUAGAUUUUAAAAAAAUAGCCGGGGAGAGCCACCCUCCUAAAAUCAACGAUAAUACCAAAACGUCUAUAUCUACUACAAGUGUUACGAUACUGCUUUCACGUUCAGUUGAACAAAAAUCUAAAUCAAGUAUUUCUCAGGAAAUAAACGCCCAUGAAUAGCAAUGCAUAAACUAUCUCAACCAAGAUUUAAUCUGGAUUUAAAUUUCCAAAAUUUAAAAUUGUACACUUUAACAGCACCCAGCCUCCACUCCCUAGACUGGAUAAAAGGAAUUUUAUUGUAAAAUGUAUUGUAAUACCUACAGUAUCAAACUUGCAACGUGCAAUGCAAUAAUUAUAACUACCUUGCUUAUGGAUAUCAUUGAUAAAAGACAAUAAAAACAUUUGAAACAAACAUACAAACAAACAAACAAAAAAUAGUAGGAUUCACUGACGCUAGCUUUAGGGCAAUUCGUAAAGCUGUACUAGAGAAUACGGCUCAGGAUCGAGUAAAAAUGUAAAAAUACAUUUGCACAAUUUCAAUAGUUUGUGUAUCCGUUCAUUCUCUACAGAAAAUUGGAGUAAGUAGGCAGAAAGCUUUUGCACUUUUAUGAUGACCAUUCCCUUUCAAUUUCUCCAGUAAGACAAGAAAUAGAGAUAUCUAUAUACAUGAACAAACCUGUCAGCGUGUACAUAGAUGGCCGCUACAAUGCAUUUAAAAUAGUAAACUGCUUAUAGAUAUUUGGAAAACAUCUGCUGACAUAUUUGACAAGACACAUUUCCAAAAUGCCAGCAGACAAUAAAUAUUGUGACUCUUUGUGGGUGUUAUGCCUACAUACAGUAAAUACAGGUGAUUGGCUAAUGUCUGGCAUCUGUAUUACAUAGAGCGUCAUUGUUCCUAUCACAGACUUACCUUCUCAAAGUGUUAAUGGACUGAAUUCCCAUCAUCCUUCACAGCUAGUGAUAAAAUGAUUGGGCAUCUUUUUGCCCAAUUUAAUAUAUGCUACUUUUAUAUUUCUACAAGAUACUGUACUCACAAUGAAAACAUUAUGUCAUUUUAAUAUUGCUUUUUCUAUUUUAAUUUUAAAGCUGUUUUUUAUGAUUUGUCUAAUAUAUAUUCCAGAUUCCAGUCUGGUGUAAAGUGCUAAGGAUGUAGCAAUCAGCUGAAAAAUUAUAAUUUUCGCUGGAAAAGAUACAGUUUUGAAUUGAAAUAUAUAAUUGAAAUGAAGUACAAUAAUUAAAACUUUUGUAAAGCUAUUCUAAAGCUAUCGAUUAUCCAAUUACAUUGUAACUGAGUGCAAUGAUUUCAAUGCUUAUCGUUAAUUUGUUCCUGUUGUGCUUCUGUUGCAUAAUGAUUGUGUUGUGUGCUGUAUACUGUCCACGAGCUGUCAUUGUCUUGUCAAUAUGACUGAUAAAGCAUUAUCUUUUCAUCACUCUACUGUAAAUUAUUGCCUUAGGCCAGCUUGCACGGAGAAACCUUGUACUUGUUAUUCAUGCACUUCACAAUAUGUUGCUCGGAAUUAUCAUGAUUUCUUGAUUGCUUCCACAGCGUGGACUGUCUGGGCCACCAGGUCCACCAGGUCCUCAAGGGCCUCCUGGACCUCCUGGAAUGCCUGGAGCAGAAGUUACCCAUGAGGUCUUGCUGCAAGAGUUCAAACAAAUGUUAAAAGGUAGGUAAUGGAAUUUCUCUGAAUAAAAAUCUUGGGCCAUGGAGACAGCUUCAGUUUUAUCUUUAUGUAUGUGGUGAAAAUCUGUAGAUUCCAUAUCUGUUUUAUUUACUACUCUCUAAAAUAUGUUAACAAAGUACAAAGAGCUUAAUUUGGAGAAUUCUGUGUUGCUGACCAGAAGCACAAACAAACAUUUUACAUCAGUUAAAAUAAGAGAGGUCUAUUUUUUUUAAGUAUUCAGUUGCUGAAAAUGAUAUGAUUUUUCAUGUACUAGAUGAUUACAAUGUAGAGUUCAGAGUUCAAAUGUUAUACUUUUCCUCUAGAGGCUACAGAACGACGAUUAUCGGCAGGUGAUAUUCCAGAAGAUGCCAGUGAGAUCCCACCCGUAGUCCUUCCAGUCGAGGACCUCACACCAUACAGACGGGUGGAUGAAGCCUUCCAUUGCAGACUGAAGGGACCAGUUAUUGUGGACAAGAAGACAUUGGUGGAGCUUCAGAACUUCCAGACGGUGAGAAUAUUGGAACUAAUGUUGCAAUACAACAACAAGACUGAAAUAUUUAAUGAACGCUGUCAAUGAAUUCAAUGAUGAACAGUUUGUUAUAAAGAACCAGUAACUGUCUGUAACACUUACAGGCCUCGAUUUAAGUUUUGUUUUCCAAAUUAUUCCAAAUGAUUUAUCUACAAAAUAUCUUUAAUGAAUUAUUUGGAAAGUCUUCCUAACAGUAUGGGAUCAACUGGAAAGCUUAUUAAAUAAAGGCUAUUAUGGGAUAUAAUUAUUUGUAAAGUUCCAAUGCACAUUAGUCGAUUGUGGCAAUAUACCCACAAGUUGCUGGGUUGUCACUGCCGAAUAAAUAUCAUCGAUGCCUUGGUGUCUGUACCUGAGCAAAUAAUUUAAUUACGGGACAGACACCUUGUCAACAAAAAAACACACAAGCUAGGUUUCCUGUCAAAUGCAAAAAUGUAAUAAAGGGAGAAUAUGGCCACUAAAAUCAUAAAAUAUAACCUAGUGCUGUUUAAAACCACCUCAGUGUAUAGUUACUUCAUACACUCUACAUCCAAAUAAAAUCCAAGAUAGGAAAUGUGAUAGCGCAAACGCAGAUUGUAUUUUACCUUUUCAAUAAAUAUUCACAGAAAGGUCCUUUUUGAAGUAAUAACAAUUCGUUGUAGACCCUGUUAAUGGGAAUAAAAAACAUACCAUAGUGUAAACCAUUACAACUAAAAUCAAUUAGUAAGUAAAAAUGGAACAUUCACAAUUAUCAGAGCCUUAAAAGUUGGCUGCAAACUAUAGAAGCAUUUCAUCCACGUUUAGGGAUGGCUGGACCUGGUUGUUUCUCCCAAGAUUGCAGGUGUGGCAGGUUUCCUGUGCCCACAUCCCCACAAUAGUGCCAUCCCCAAGAAACUCUCUUCUGAGUGCCCACUCUGUCCAAAAAGCACUCGGAGCGAAAGUGUCUAGCCCGAUUUAGAUGGAAGGUGGCGUUUUUCAGCAUGGUCUGAUCAGGAGUUCCAAAGAGUUUUAGUUUCCCGGUCAAGCACACCGCGCCUCAACGAGUUGCCCAGCUGGCCUAUGAGUACUCCUGGGCUGCAGAAAAGGGGUUCUGGGCUGGGAGGCAUGGACUGGAGGGGGAGUAGUAAAUAGUGGUGAUUAUAGUCUUUUUGGGAGCAAGGUUGUGGAUGGGAGACACAUACCUGUCCUAGGGUGACCAGGAAGUCUGUCACAUCCAUCCUUCUUUGUGACUGAUAUGUAUCAAAUGGGGCAUCAGCUAAAAGAGUAAAGCAAGUGUAAUGGAUUUUAUAGAGAACAUAAAUAUAUCAUGUUGAUUGUCAGGUUUAUUCUAUCCAAACAUUUUGCCAUACUGACAUUGCAGCAUGUAGCAACUGAUUGUAUGAUUAACGCUGCCUUUAUUCUACCCUAAUUAUAUUAGAAAUAGCAAUAUAUAUAUGUAAUACCCCUUAUAUAAAUAAAAAUAUAUAUUUUUACACGUUAACCAAAGAAGCCAAACAACAAAACAAUUAUGUAAAUUAGGUCAAUCUAGCUUUAGGACAUCUGUUUUAGCUGGAUUGUGCCUUACAAUUCUAAAGAGCUUCUGGACCAAUUAUUUGUUAAAUUACCAUAUUACAUUUUAAGUAAGCUUUACUGUGGUGUUCACCAAAGUGUGAAUUAUCAGAUUCAAACUUAAUUUAAAAUUUUAAGCCAAAAUAGGUGAAUUGGAAAAAUUCUCCAAGUGAGCUAUAUUUUCAGUUUAAAUAUUUUGACCUAGAAUUUGCAAUUCUCUUUGAGUUUCUGACAAUCCACACUUCAUUGAAUGACUUUGCAAGAUCUUUGUAUGGUUGUUUUACUAUUCAGAGAGUGCCUCUUUAAUGGUGAAGUGGUUUUCAAAUACAGACAUAUUUACCUAGUAGUAGAGGCUGAAUAAAGACUCCAAACCAUCAGAUUCAGUCUUCUGCACUUCUCUCGCUGGUGGUGAUCCAAAAGAGGGCAGGAAACUCAACAUGAAGCUAUGCAAGCAAUAGAGAAUGCACUAAUUGCCUCCAAAAGACCAAUAAGAUUUCUGUAACAGUGAUAAGACCCAAGACAAGACAAAUGUUUUUCUACAAUUUUUGUCUGUCUCGGAGUGAGUUUCCUUAGCAUAUCAGAGCUUGAUUUACUUAUGGCAAGUCAAGAAAGAUGUUCUCCUAUGGAUAUUUGUAUCAUAAUGGCACAAGUAAUUUAAAAUAUCUGUCAGAUGUUCUCAAAGUAGAACGAUUGCUUACAUCAUUGUUUUUCUUCGAACAAGGCGCUCGCCUUAAAAUGUAGCUACUGUGCUGUAAUUACUCUGUUGUGCAACACAAUGUAAGAUGAAACUCUACAGUGGCCUUGUUUUUCACUCGUCAAGGGAAACUUUAGAAAACAUACCUAAUAUGAAUAAUCUCAUUUAAUUCUUCUGAUAUUUUUUCCCUUUGUUUUCCCGCAUCCAGCCAACAUCUAAAGGCUCUUUCUUGCGAGGUUCUGGAUUGAAUUUGGCAACAGGUCGCUUCACGGCUUCCGUACCUGGGAUCUACCAGUUUUCUGCUCAUGUCCAUAUCGGUGCGUGAUGAACAUUUUUAAUAUCAUCUAGUGAAAAAUGUGGGAAAUGAUGUAGCGUGACGCAAGCUGUAAUCUCCUGUAUGAGCAGGGAAUGUUCAGUGAACAGUUUAUCCAUUGUUUGCAUCCAGUGCCACCUUCAGUCAAUCAUCUCUCUAUUUUAACCCCUUAAUGACACAGCUUCAAAAGCUUGUCUUACCCUUAAUGACACAAGCCAUUUUUGCAUUUUUUGCUGUUUGCGUUAAAACGCAAUAUGCAUCUCUGUCAUUAAUUGCACCAACAAAUAUUAUAUACCGUUUUUUAGAGGGCAAAAAGGGCUUUAAUUUGAUGUGACAUAUAUACAUUCUCAUUAAUUAUAAAUAAUAUGCCAAACAAUGGUAAAAAUACUUUUUUUCACAGUUUUGACAAUAAUAGCGUGUGCAUUAUAUGUCCAGCUUAUGAAAAGUAAUAAAUAAAUAAAAUUAAUUUAUGUGUCUUGCUCUAUAGACUACAUAAUAUGUGUAGGAUUUCAGCUUAUUUUGAAAGUUACAGGACACAAAAUACAAGGACUAAAAUAAAAUUUCAAUGUGAAACUAUUUGAAAAGUUGGUAUGUUUGUCUUGUAGGUUUAGUAGCCAUUACAGAAAACAAAAUCGCAACAGAAAAGUAUAUAUUUAUACAAAGUAGAUAUCACAGGCUAUUUACCUAAGGCUAUUUUUACACUUUUUACAUAGCUAUUUCAUUGCCAAUCUCUUUUAAAUAUUGGAGUAAAAUUGUGGGCUUUUUUCUAUUUUGGCGUAUACACAUAUAAUAAGUGUAUUUCGUAAAGCUGGUAUGUGCUAUUCCUGCACAGAACCCCAUAUUGUGUUCAGCUACAUCUACUGAGUAUAAUGAUAACCCCAUUGUAUGCCUUUGGCACUAUUCUGUGAAGCUACAAUGCCAUAUAAGAGACAAGGCUAUUUCAGUUUCUAAAGUUAGAAUAUUCAUAGAUGGAUUUGACGGGCCUAUGUCUCAUUUUGGGGUAUUAUAGCAGUUUGACUGUUCGAAUAACCCCACAAAGGGCUUCCAUUUGAUAAAGCUGAAACCCCAGGGUAUCUUAUAUGGUGUAUAUUGUGCCUUAACCUGUCACAAGUUAUCACCAAUUUAUGCCAAUGUUUGUGGUGAGGGGAAAAAAAUGGCAUUUUUACAUACAUGUUGCAUUUUUGAGUAUUUCUUACACUGGAUUUGUGCCACUGUCAUAAAAUCCCCCAAAUUGUGCUCAGUUACAACUUAUGAGUAAAACAAUAUGCCCAAUGUAUGACAUAGACACUAUUUUGUGAAGUUACAGUGCUGUAAAAGAGACCUGACAUAGGUUUUUAAGUGUGAAUUUUCACAGAGGGUUUUGAUGCGUCCGUGUCCCGCUUUGGAGCACUUUAGCAGGCUACAUAUUCCAACUACACCAUAAAGGCAUACCAUUUCUUAAAUAAGACAUCCCACUGUAUUUCAAAAGGCAUAUUUUGAACCUAAGCGUGGGAUCAUUUUUCCACUAGCUUGUACCAAGUGUAGUGAUAAUAAGCAUUUUUUCUGCCUUUUUGACACACAAAGUGAGUUUGCACAGGAUAUUUUGUAUAAUAGUUGAUAAGAUGCUCAGCUAUGUCGUCUGAGUACAACAUUACAAACAAUACCCCCGUAUGUACCUUUGCCAGGUACAUGUGGAUGUUGAAGGGGCACAUUUGAGACGCAGCCAUUCAGUUUUUUUUCUAACUUUGAAGUUUUAUGCUGUGUCCAUGUUCCAUCUUGGAGUAGUUUAGCUGGUUGAUUAUUCAAACAACCCCACAAACGCAUACCAUUUUUUAUAGAAUACACCUUGAGGUAUUUCAAAAUGCAUGUUUUGAACCUUAGCGUUGGAUAAUGUUUUUGCUAGUUUUUUCCAGGUGUAGUGGUAAUGAGCAAUGUUUAAUCUAUUUCUUUACUCUUUUAAACGUUUUUUACUUUUUAAAACUUGUUUUUAAACUUUUUUAUACUUAUUAAAUUUUUCACACUUUUCAAAACUUUCUUAAAACAUUUUACACUUUAAAAUUAUUUUUACUGUUAACCUCUAACUAGCACUAAGCAGCACUAACAGUAAAUUACCCAAUUUCCAAUAACUCCCACCCAUCCCAGCUAGCAAAAUAUAUAAUUUUAAAAUAUUUAAAUGUAUUAAUGAAAUUAGUUGAACCCCUGAGGGUUAAAAAAAUAAAAGUUAACCCUCCGGGUAAAAUAAAUAAAAUCAGAUCACAGUAUAAUACUGUGAUCUGUAUUUUGAUCACUGUAGGCAGUGAUCAACCAGCAGGGAAGGGGUUAAUUUUUAUUAGGACUGGGUAAAUGGGGUGGGAUUUUUUGUACCUUUUUAAAACGGUAUUAAAUAAUUAUUUUAAAACUUUUUUUAACUUUUUAAAGCUUUUUAAAAAAAACUUUUUUAACGUUAACCCCUAGCUAGCCUAACACCAUAUUCCCCAGUAACCUCCACCCCCCACAGCUAGCUAAAUUUAUAAUUUUAAAAUAUUUAAUUAAUUAAUAAAAUACAUUUAGCCCCUGUGGCUUAAAAAAAGUUAACCCUAAGGGGGUAAAAAAAAAAUCAGAUCACAGUAAAAUGUAGUCCCAGCCAAUUGAUCACUGUAGUCAGUGAUCAAUUGGCAGGGAAGGGGUUAAUUUUUAUUUUAAAUGGGUAAAGGGGGGUGGGAUUUCACUUUAACUUUAUUUUUAUUUUUUUACAGGGAGAAGAUCACUGCUGAUCCAUCUCCCUGCACUUCACACUGAAUGCAGGGAGCCGGAUCGGGAGUCCCUGCAGCACAUGUGCUCGCUCUGACAGCAGGGACAGUGCAAUCGGGUGCUCCCGGCCUGCCUCAGAGGAGGAGCGUUAACCCCGCGAUCACCGUAAUUGUGAUGAUCUGGGGUUAACUUUGGUAAAUGACUGAAAUUUUCGGACAUGCGUCCUUACUGGUAGGACAAGCAUGAUGGAAAAUUUCCGUCUAGCGUCGCGAAGGGGUUAAAUGGGCACGCCAGACUAUUACUAAUGCAAAAGACAGACAAUUUUUUAAAACAUAUAUGCAAACUAAAUGCUAAAAAACAUACAAAAACCUCACUUUCUUACUCUCGGUGCAAUCCCCAGACAUGACAUUAUUAGUAAGAGAAAGGGAUAGUCUGAAAUUUCCAAUAAAAGGAUAUUCAGACUAAAAUAAAGAGGGAGUACGAAAAAUAAAUUAAAAUGAGGGAAGCAGCUCUAAUAUUGGAAAAAAGGAUUACCAGUCCUUAUAAGAAAUAAGUAAAAGCACAAUCACUAUAAUACUUUAUUAUUUAUUUAUUAUUUAAAGCAGUAUUUCCUUUGUGGACACUAUAUUUAUAUGACGUUUAUUAGCUCCUGGAUAUAUUUCAUUAUAGUAUUUAAGUGAUUGUGUUUUUAUCUAUUACAUUAUCAGUGUUUAGCUCUCGGAACUUCUUAUUCUAGACUAAAGAAUCUGAAGUAUUGGACAUGUUUAACCUAGCAUUGCAAGGCUUAAAGUGCAAAUGGGAUAAUGACUGUUUAAUGCUCUUACCAAGGACUAGAAAUGUGACAAUCACUACUCUACACAUGGUAAUCAAUGUCUCUCUACAUAGUAUGUGGGAGGAUAGCGCUGACCAAAAGAUUUGAAAGCUCUCUGUGCACAGCCUCAGCUAAGCUAAGAGCAGGGCUUUCUAGGAAUUGUGUAAGAUGCUAGUGAACUACAACUAAGAAACCGAUGCAUAACUAUGUUAUUGGAGAAACACAGCUUGUUACAGGACAAACAUGUAUUUCUGACACUAUAGUGGUUAAUAGACUAUUUAGAUCACCAGCCCUCUCUCUUUACCUAAAUAGGUGAUUUUAAUCACCCUUUUUCCAGCGCCGCGCCGGUCUCGUCGCGGCUGGCGCCUCCUUGAACCUCCUCUGUGGCUGAGAUCAUCAAAUUUGCCAGUCCACUGCUUUCCCAUUGUGCGCUGCAGAACGCAACAAUGUGCCAAUCAGCAUCUCCUCACAGACAUGAAUUGAAGCAAUGUUCCAUGCAGAGCGUGGAGACAAUGAACACCAGUGCUGCACACUGCAGCACUGACCCAGGAAGCACCUCUAGUGGUCGUCUGAGUGACUGCCACUAGAGGUGUUAAUACUUAGUAAUGUAAAUACUGCCUGUUCCUUGAAAAGGCAGUUUUUACAUUAAAACGCCUUCAAGGACAGGCUAGUAAAAACCAGAACAGCAACAUUAAGCUGUAGUUGUUCUGGUGAUUAUGGUAAGAAACUGAAAUGGUGAGCUUUGGAACUGUGAUCUAUAUUAUUUAAUUAGGUGUGCUUUAAUGAUUGUUGAUGGAGCUUUGGAACUGUGACAUUAUUUAACCAGCUAGACGGAAGCACUUUAGAAUGUGGUGGGUGGUACCUAGAUCUGGUUAAAGUUGUAGAAUGGUGCAAAAUAUUUUUUUGCGAAAACAAGAUAGAAUAAGAAUGCAAAAUAAAAACAGCCAAUUCAAGGCAAAUAACUGAGUACCAAUUAAAUGAAUGAUAUAGGACAGUUAAUGAUGAGAUAAAACUAUUAAAGUAUUUAAUUGGGGAUGGUAUGUUCACCUUGUUGCUAGUUUCCCAGAAUGCCCUGUGAUAUUUAUGUUAUUAUUAACCAGAUUAAUGGUACUCAUAUGAGCAACAUUGGAAGGUUGAAGUGAUAAACUUACAUACCCAGGAAUCAAACCUGUAGACCAAUAUUUGGUACUUUUUCUGCACCUAUCCAAAGAAUUGCACGAUAAAGGAUACUGUAUAAUAAUGUAUUGCCAAUCUCUGCAAGGGACUAGAAAACUAAAAAAAUAAACAAACAAACAAAAAACUUUGCGUGAUGACAUCACUCUAUUUUUCUUACGCGUCUCUAAACAGCAAUGUAUACUCUAGAUCAGGACUUAAAAUUUCAAGUGCUAAACUAUUAGCAAGGCCAUAAAAGUGACUCGCCACUGCAAGCCUUGAUGGUCCAUGGCACAUUAUGUAGUGCAGGGGUUAAAUGGAAAGCAUAUGAGCAUGUGUUUUGUGUUUACUAUUUAUUAAGAUUAUCUCUCUUAGGUCAAAUAUACUGAAAUCUCAAACAAGAUCAUGAAGAUAAAUUUCUCCUCUUUAACAUACUUGGAAAUAAGUAAAUAGAUAAUUCCUCUCAGAUGCUUUAAUUCAUAAGACUAAUAAUAACAAGCACUACUUAAGACAUAUGUUCCGUCCGUAGGCAAGCAAGGUCACAAUUAGAUUAAUAAAAGCAUGUCAUAACACUAUUAGUUUGCUGAGUGGAAUCUUCGUCUGUUCAUUCAGGACAUGCUAAAAGGGAAUUUUACAUGCACUAUAGCAAUAAUACAUUUUUAAAGGAACACUUUAAAUUUAGAUAUUUUGUAUUCUGCUUUGAUUCAAACAUGUGGUGGACCAAGGUGCGAUGAGAUCCCUCUAACCAGAAAAAUGUAGUCUUUGCUCUGACAGGAGAUUACAGCUGUUUUCAUUUUUUUUGUUUCUGUUGUUUUUUACUUGUUUUAGAUAUAUGCUAGUGAUAUACCUGUAUACGCACCAAAGUCAAUAAUGCAAAGAAAAACUGUGAUUCUUUGUCCGCUUGAUGCAUAAUAUACCUGUACCUUCCUUGAAUCUCUUAAUAAAAAGAGAAUUACAAAAAGAAAAUCAGUAGUAGAACCCAAUACUUCAUCUUUGCAAUAUUUUGUAAUAUGUACAAUUGUUUAUUUUAUUAUUAGAUCAUAGUGAGAUGAAGAGCAAAGGGCAACUGCGACCUCGAGAUAAUGUGCGUGUUUUGAUAUGCAUUGAGUCCCUGUGUCACCGAUACACGUGAGUUUUCAUAUUAAAACAUUGUUUCACUUUCACAUGAAUAUCAUCUUUUUUAAUACAACCACAAGCUGGAGAGGGUCAGCCAUUUUUGACCGUGAGAGCAUGUACAAACAAAUGGCCUAACUGUGCACAUAAAACGUACAGAUCUCUGUCCUGAUGGAUGGUCCUUCCUAUGUUGACCAUGUGAUAUAUGGGUUUGACUGACGGAUGAUGCUGGAGUUUCAAAAUGUGUUUCAAUAUUUCUACAAGCUUGAUAGAAACAGAAACAUAGAAUGUGACGGCAAAUAAGAACCAUUCAGCCCAUCUAGUCUGCCCAAUUUUCUAAAUACUUUCAUUAGUCCCUAGCCUUAUCUUAUAGCUAUGAUAGCCUUAUGCCCAUCCCACGCAUGAUUAAAAUCCUUCACUGUGUUAACCUCUACCACUUCAGCUGGAAUCUGCCUACCCUCUCAGUAAAGUAAUACUUCCUGAUAUUAUUUUUAAACUUUUGCCCCUUUAAUGUAAGACUAUGUCCUCUUGUUGUGGUAGUUUUUCUUCUUUUAAAUAUAGUCUCCUCCUUUACUGUGUUGAUUCCCUUUAUAUAUUUAAAUGUUUCUAUCAUAUCCCCCCUGUCUCGUCUUUCCUCCAAGCUAUACAUGUUAAGAUCCUUUAACCUUUCCUGGUAAGUUUUAUCCCGCAAUCCAUGAACCAGUUUAGUAGCCCUUCUCUGAACCCUCUCUAAGGUAUCAAUAUCCUUCUGAAGAUACGGUCUCCAGUACUGUGUACAAUACUCCAAGUGAGGUCUCACCAGUGUUCUGUACAAUGGCAUGAGCACUUCCCUCUUUCUACUGCUAAUACCUCUCCCUAUACAAACAAGCAUUCUGCUAGCAUUUCCUGCUGCUCUAUUACAUUGUCUGCCUACCUUUAAGUCAUCAGAAAUAAUUACCCCUAAAUCCCUUUCCUCAGAUGUUGAGGUUAGUACUCUAUCAAAUAUUCUGAACUCUGCCCUUGGGUUUUUACGUCCAAGAUGCAUUAUUUGUUUCCCAAGAACCUCUCUAUGCUAGUGUCCACGAGGGCAAAUGCUGCCCUGACUAACUUAUCUGCCCCUUAUAAAAAUAAAUUCACAUACAAAAUUAAGCUUUAUGAAAUGAUGAACCUGUCAAAAUGUUGUGGCAGGUAACAAGGUUUACUAAUAAUAUAUCAGGUGGAGCAGUCAGUGUCGGUGUCAAAACAAGGACAUCAUGAUCGUAUAACACUAAGUUACCGUCUUAAUUGUUCGGCUCUAAAUGCAGCCGAACAACUGAGUAACAUUGGUGGAUUUGAACUAUGGUGACUCCCUGGCAUAACUAUUUUAAAUCCUCCUCUAUAAACUCCCACUCCCAGUCAAACAGAAUUGAAAUUGACAUCAGAGCAGGUAGACAACACUAUCUACAGAACGUAUUAUUCUUCUAUAUCAAUGAGCAAGUUUGCUGUAUCAGUGAGUGAUGUACUGGGGUCUAUGGACGCCGACCAUGCCUGUAGCCUAAUGCAACGUUUGGCCUUUAGCUGAGUGAUUUGGUCAGUGCAUGCAUUGUAGGACACACAUUUCCUGCCAAAAGGACACCCACAUGUGUAGCAAGAAUUUAAAUCAUUCAAAUUUCCCACUUCAAUUCCAGAAAGGCAAUAUAUUUUUAGACCAAACCAUUGCAGGCAUAACUGAAACUUGGCUUCACCCCAUCCUUUCGUAAUUUUGGCAUGACUUUAUUAACCAUUUUAUAGUCGAUUAUUUGUGACUUGUAGGAAAAAUGUACCCAGUUAGUAGAUCUAAUGAAGCUGGGUAUUCUUAGUGAUAUCUGUGAGAUAGACAGAAAGCAUCUUUAAAAAAAUUUAACAACUGUUUUCUAUAGCCAAGUAAAUGGGAUUUAUUGUCACUGUUGUACUGCACAGAAAUUAUGCUCUGUGUUGGUAUUUGCCGGGUAUUGCAUUAAUUGAGAUAUUCACAUGUUUUGUAAUCCCACCCUCCCGAAAAGAAUUAAAAUAAUUAAAUUAAAGAUCCCAUAGGAGCCACUGUGAUUAAUUUCUUUAAUUCCAGUUUGUGAUUGGUUUUGCAUGCUCAUAAGCUCAUGUCUUGCGCUGGUCCUCAGUUUGGGAGAAAUUUUUGUUAACGAAAAUAUAGCACAGGAACACAGAUAGAAGUGUUUCAAGCUAAAUAGUCAGAGGUAGUAGGAAAAGACGGAAAAUAGGUAAGAUAUAGUGAGAGAAAUAGCUCUAAAACUGGAAGGAGUGUCACCAAUCCUCUAAACAUACAUAAGAAAGAAAAAAUAUCACUUACUUAAUAAAGUAAAUAAUCCAGGAGUUACAAUAAAGUCACAUAAUCACCCAGGGCAUACUUGAAAAUGAGAGAAAUCUCAAUGUAUCCUUCCUAGUAAAAUAUUUUAUGAAUUAAUAAAUAUAGCUAAUAACCAGUGAUGUACAUAGAAUGCAAAACUAAAAUGCAAAGUCCAAUUAUAAAUAGUAAAUCCACAAUAUGGCACAAAACUUAUUUGAAGACUGGAUAUAAAUGUAAACAAUUAUUUUAGUUAACGACUAUUAAAUUGUACCUCUGGAAAUCCUAGUUUCACUGAAAACUGAAUUAUUUCAGUGGGUUGUCUAUAAACAUAAAAUUACACAUUUAUUUGUGCAUGUCCAAAGGGUCCACCAUGGGGCCAUAAUUUGAUGAUAUUUAAUGUUAUUCUGUAUGUCUAAGUUACACCGGUAUAUUAUUAUCAAUGAGUUGGAAACAAAAUUGAAAACUUGUAUUACAGUAAAUCUGCAUAUGUCUGUUAUCACAAGAUAAAGUAUUUAAUUAUAGCCUGUAUUUUCUUUAUAUCCUUACAGUAUAUAUAUAUAUAUCUUCAUAUCCUUACAGUAUAUAUAUAUCCCAUUUAGGAGUUGUUAUAAUAAUACUCCCCUCCUUUCCAGCAUAACAGAGGGAUCUCGGUCUCUCCUCCUACUUAAUUGCCAGCACACCAGUGUCAUUACAUUGAUAUGUACUCCUUUCCUAUUAAUCUCUAGAGUGAGGCAUGCUUGCCAGAGGAGUAAUUACAGCCACUACAGUCCAUAGUUUAUGUGAUUGAAAGCAAUAGGACAACCUGUUGGAGGGUUCUCCUGCUUACUGCUCAGUCAGUUGUCACCAUAGAGAGUUAGGUUAUCAACAUUGUCCUGUAUGCAAAGAAUUGAUUGACUGGUGGGGAAUGACCACAUUUUUAAGUUUAUUGACUCAAACAUUCUAAACUAUUAAUGUAUUUUUUUUUUCAAAAUAACAAAAUACCAAUUUUUGCUCAACGAUGGACAGAUGUAUUUAAUUAGGCACUCAAUAUUCAUACACUUUAUCUUACCACACAAAUAUAAAACACAAUUGUGUUACGGAUACAAUUAAAAGGUGAGUAUUAUAUUAUAAAACAAAUCUGAGUGGAAAUGAUCAAAAAAGGAACAUACCAAUAGAAUAAAUAAAAUAAAAUACAACAGGAAUCUAUAAUAGCUGUGUGUUAACUCUUCACAAUCUAGAAUUAGCUUUAAGAUGUAGAAUAAAAAUAUACACAGUGUAAAACCAUUACAUGAAUAUAAAAUGUUUAAAAUAUACAUGCAAAGAGCGCUGAGGAUUAGACAGCGCAAAAAGCAUAUUCUAAUCCUCUGGACACACUCUGGUAAUCUGUAUCAAAGUCCCUUACACGAGGCCGACUAUAGGUCCGGACCCCGACCUAUAGUCGGCCUUGGGUAAGGGAUUUUGAUACAGAUCGCCAGAGUGUGUGCAGAGGACUUUAAUAUAUCUUCUCAUUGAGUGUUGGGGAGAAGAUAUCUAUCACGGUCUUUGAUCAUAAACUUUGGGUAAUAAAGUGCAAUGCUCUGGUCCAACCUGUUUUGUCUAAGUAGGUUUACACCAGAUAACGAAGCAAGUAAAAAAAUGUAUAUAUUUAAAAGUGGGAGUAAGGAUGUAAAUAAUGGACAAGAAAGACAAACUGUCCAUCCAUUAAGGCGUACCUAGGUGCUCCAAUGUUCAAAAUACUUUACUGGAUAAUUUACGGUAUUCAGUAGUCUGGGAGUUUAAGAAAAAACAAAAUAUGCGAAGAUUGAAACAAUUUAUAACUUUUUAACAUAUUGCUGAAAUAUCACAUUCGCUUCUUCUUUUUUUUUUUUUUACAAAAGCCCAUUUAGAGUGAAAUUGGAGCAAUUGCUUUCAAUCUUGUGAAAAUAUAUACCUUUUUCCAUAAUCAAGACUCAAUUAUCAUCCAUACGUUUUGCUGAAAAUAUGAAUUGACAUCUGCAUAAGCUCUCUUCAUUCCUACUUGGCAGUCGCUUGGUUAAUGGGUACACUAAGUGGCCCAUUCUAUCAUUUUUAUUAUUUGCAGAACUGUAACGUAUCAUAAAGGUUGAGAAUAAUUAUAGGAAAGUGAAUUUACAGGAAGGGCUGAAAAAAUGAAAAACACCACCAAGUGCCAAAUGUCUUUUCAACAUAUCACCGUAUUUACAUUCCCAAAUCACCCCCUCAGGCCUUGCCCCUCCUCCUGUUCCUUGGCAGGUACACCAAGACAAAAUCAGGUUUUGCACUUGUAGCACUUCAGUCUUGCUGUCGUCAGUCUGAUCUCAUUCAUUAAAAAUGUUCCAGUCACAUACACCUCUGCCCACCAGCCUUGGCACCGAUUAUUUCCCAGCAAAAUCUGUUCACUGCAUCAUUUUCCAGUAAUCUGUCUCUUUUAUUAUUCGGAUGGGUCCAACUGAUACUGGGACAGAAGAGCGUGGAAUUUGUUAAGCAAUUUUUCAUCUUUUGAAAGCAUGACUUUCUGGAACCAGCAUUGUAUUUACAAAUUUGGAAGGCAAUGUUUGGGCAAGCCAUCUAAAUGGUUAGACCAAGGAUGAAGAAGCAGGCACCCAGUACCCCCAGCUUUUUGAACUUUUAGAUGAUUGAUUGUGAUGAGAGUUGCAGUGUGAGAAUAAGUCUGUCCUGUCUGCACUCUUCCCAACUGGCACCUACAGAGACCCACUCCCGAAUUUUUCUGAUCCCAACCUCCUCUGCCACGGUAUCAAGUGCAAAGACAAAAACCCUUGUAAAGUUAAGACGAGGACAGUGAAUGUACUUACAGAAUACUUUUAAUUUUGACUCCCAAGUGCCACCUGUGCAGAACCAUCAUUAUAGCUUACCUGCUGAAAACAGUUAGUAAUUCGCUAAUGUGUGACAUGUCUUAAAAGUUCUGAAAAUGACAAUUGUUAUUUUGGGACUGUUCCCUUAUAGCGAUGUGAUUACUAUCCACCCCUAUUUGUUCUGUAAAAUAAUGAUUACUCAUCUUGUGUCCAGGGCCAGGACUUAUCCGCUGCAGGUUUCAGUUCCUCAUACAAUGAGGUCAGCAUCCAAGCUGAUAUAACUCACAAUCUCCUCCAUUCCAUUGCUUAUCAUAGAGAAGCAGUAGAUUGGAAUUAAGCAUGCGAGGCCAGACGCCAAGCUCCUCUAAUCAAACUGUGCUAUCAGCAACAUUGAUUCCAGGACCAAGAUUAAUCUCUGGAGGAAGAAGUGCGUCUAGUGGUUGUCAGAAAGACUGCCACAAGAGGUGUAUUUAACCAUGUUUCUACAAAAGUGCAAUAUUUUACAUUACAGGACCACUGCACCCAUACCACUUUAUUGAGUCUUUAGUGGUCCUAUAAAACCAACGUGAAUUUCAAAUUUUAGGCAGCAGCUGCCAAAUUGUCCAUGUUUUGGCCUAUUGAAAUUCAGAGCAUCCCUUUUGGCAGGCUCUCUCCCUGCUCUGAGUCUAUACCACUUAAUGUCAGGAGGUAUGUAUACCUGAUUUGGAGUCUUUUCUUCCAAUCAAAUGCCUCCCAAGUGUUGGGUGCAAUCCAUCUGUCCCACUUUUCUGUCUUAAUGUCCCACUUUUAUAUUGGCUUAGUUCUCUUGGGGUUGUGAAUUUAUAUCAGAGACCCACAGCUCUAAUACUCACAGUAAUGUGUCUUUGAACUGCAACAAAUGUAUUUGGAAAUUAAUCUGUUUAAAUAAGAUUCAUUGGUCUUAUUCUAAAUUACAUUUCUGAUCGCAUAAAUUGUUAUUAAUAUGUUACCUAAAACCUUUUCAGAACAGCACAGCUACUGGCUAUACCUCACUCAAACCCCAAAAAUGAAAGUGUUCCUCUGUCAAUUUGGAAUAUGAGGACGUAUGCAAAUAAGCUGUCUGCUUACAUUUUUGAAAUGCGGUUUUCAAUUCACUACAGUAAUGAAUAAAUUGCCUUUUUUAAGACCUCAAUUUAAUAUUUUUGGAUGAGCUUUUACAUUUUUUUUCAAUGUUUUAUUUUUGUAGUACAGGCACAUACUAACAUGUCACCUUGAGACAAAGUGGAUUUCAUGUGGACCUAGAUACACAUGUUAAAAGACUUGCACAAAGCCUUCACCUCUGAUGAAGGUUUUGUGCCGAAACGCGUCAGGUGGAUCCUGAGGACAUUUUGGGACUUAUUUUAUAUUCAUAUGGGACUUUCCUCAUUUUUUAUUAUUUUUGUAGUUGCAUAGUGUUUAUUAAAGUUUAUGUUCAACCUUUUAUUUGUUUUCCUGGUUUGUGCAACUUUGGGAAGAUACCCACUACAACUUGUGUUCCAGUCCUUAGGAAGAUUUCUGUUCAAGGCGAUCAUCUUGAGCCAGCUCCUAAUUGGCUCUUCGUAUGUGAGUGCAAUUUAUCCACUACGUCACUUUAAUUUAUUUGACGUUAUUACCCUAUGUUGUAUUUUUCUGCUUUUCUUUCAGAAAUUUAUUAACCAAUGGGUAAAAUAAUUUUAUUGUAAUUUUAUUUGAGUGCUCUCACCAUUUCUUUUAUUUUCACUUAAGUCUAUUGUAGUGGUUAUUGUGGCCCACUAAGGUGAUUGUAGCACCAGUGUUUAUUCAUUUAUUUUUUUCACCGUGUGUUUUAUUGUUCACAUACCUCUCACCUCCCAAUGUUUUCCUACGGGAAAGCAUUGGAUUGGCUGAGAUGAUCAACAUGAGGCGGAGCUUCAUCGAGGAAACCAGCGCUGUGAGGGAGUAAACGUAAGCAAAACACCUCGUUUAAACCUGGCAGAGCUGGUCCCGGUCACCGAAACUGUGACUAUGCACUAUAGCGUUAGAAAUACAAAUAUGUAUUAAUAACACUAUAGUGUUCCUUUAAGGAAGUAGGCAUUAUAAUUCAACAACAUCUGGAUAUAUAGCUUUUGGCCACUAUCAGCACAUUUGUUACCAUGGCUCCUAUAAAUACUUACUAUAGCUACUCAUUUUUAUAUAUAAUUUCUCUUCGAAAAAGAUGCUUUACAUAAUAAGCAUGAAUGGGAAAUGACAUAUAAGAGUGCCAGAAAGUAAAUAUAGAAGAUACCAAACACCUCAUUUUCCCCACCUGAUGUUAUCCAGGACUGUAGAAGAAUGAUAUUAUAUUUUGUAAUGAGUUUGGAAUGUGGAAGUGUGACUGUAACAUCUACCAAAGAAUGUAAUGACUAAAAACCUCUGUCAUCUGAUACGCAUAGAAUACAAUGAAUGUCCCUGCAGGAGGGCAGUAUCUUGGCAGUGAUCUGUAUUAUUUUGACUCUGCGACACAGUGCCAUGGUGUGAAUUGUACUUGUCUAACAGUCUUAUCAAAAGUUCAGCAAUAAAACAAAUUAAAGACAAAGACAUGACCUCAUUAAACUGUGUUCUAUGGCUUGCUAGUAGCACAUUAGCAAUAAUUUGGUUUGUUUACUUAAAGGAACACUAAAUGUGUAUUCCUCACACUAUAGGGCCCUUGUAGCCAUUUAGGUCACCGGCCCUCACCUGUAAGGAGUAAAAAAGUUUUUGUUUACUUACCUUUUCUCCCUUGUAGCACUGGUCUCUGCGUUGCUUAUCCGUCUCCUUGACUGAGAUCAUCAAGGUCAAUAAUCUCAGCCAAUCCAAUGCUUUUCUAUAAGAAAGCAUUGGGAGGCUAGUGCUCAUUUUACUCGGCUAUUUCUCCAGAAGUGCCUUUAGUGACAGUCUGGAUGACAGCCUAUAAAGACAUGUAAACCGUGGAAAUGGAAACACUGACUUUCUGCAGUACAGCAAUGUUUUCACUUGCAGGGUUAAAAUGGGGCGGGGAGGCGUGGUUUGGGCUCUAACCAAGAUAGCCGCAUAACCUGGGCACUCCGCUCCACCGGUCCCCUAAUCAGCACUUUAUACCCAGCCACCUACGUUAAUGGGACGUACCAAGCGUUCAGAACCCCUGCAGACCCCAAGGAGCUCGCAAACGGAGCACCAAAUAGGCCCCAUGGAUGGCUAUCUUCAAUCCCAGCUGGGCACGAGUGGAGAGGUCGGAAGUCCCCAAAUUGCGCCAUCCUCCACAGCCUCGAUAGUAGGAUCGGAAUCCUAUGCCUUAGACUGUAUCGUAGAGUAACUGAAGAAUAUGGCAGCUUCCAUAGUGACCAAAGCUAACCUACUUACCCUCACUACCAUCAAGGACAUGCUGAGAACGGAGAUGGCGGGCUUCUGGACAAAGGUGGCUGCGCAGGGAGACCGCAUUCAGGCAUUGGAGCAGUCAGCCGAGGCCAAAUCCACAAAGUCUGCAGGAAACCAACACAGCGGUAUCCAGACAGGGGGAAAUAAUCCUUGCUAUGAGGAGAUCCCUGGAAGACCUGGACAACAGGGGCCGUCGAUGAAACAUUCGGGUCCGUGGGAUACUGGAAGCUGAAGGGGAGGAAAAUGUUGAGGAGGUGCUCACUGGCCGCUUAGAAUAUGAGAGGGCCCAUAGAGCCUUAUGACCGCACUUUAUAGAAGAGGGGCCGAGAGAAUUGAUAUGUUGCCUUCAUUCCUUUCCAGGGAAGGAGGCUAUUAUGAAAAAAGCCCGCAACAGGCCAACAUGGAAUUACCGAGGCGCCCAGGUAUCCUUAUUCAACGAUCUAUCCCCAUCACGCUGGAAGCCAGAUGGGCUCUAUGGCCGGUGACGUCGGCACUAAGAGAAUGCAACAUUGCCAAUCGAUAGGGAUUCCCCUUCGCAUUACUUGCACGCGGUCGGAAUGGAUGGGCCUCUAUUCGCUGGCCUGAAGAGGUGCUGCAGUUCCUGGAGGAGCUGGGCCUGCUACCUGUGACAGUCACCAACUAGGUCCUGGCGCCCUUGGGGUUGAGGCCCUGACCCAGGAAACCGGAGGUAUGAGUUUGUGUGCUGGCUCCCGUGGGCCUGGGGUUACCUCUGCUCAGUGGGAAUUAUCCAUUCCCUCUGACGCCUUACCAUUAGGUAACCACCCUACCAGGAUCUAGUCAGAGGAAGCCGUUGGACGUGAGCUACAAAUAAUAUAGUGUCACCACCUGAUGUGAUCCCCAUUAGGGCAGUAUUGGGUGGGGGGAAAAGCAUACGGGGGUCUGCAAAUCUAUACCUCCUUCUAUUGCGGGCUUUGGGCAGGGAAUUAUCUGGGAUGUCUGUCUAUUAGCCGAGAGAAAGGAAAGGGAGGUCUGCAUGCAGACACGGUCAGGCCGCUGUUACCUCCCUAACCGGCUACUCCGCAAAUGAGGAAAAGGGUAUGGAGGCUAUUUAAGCCUAAGACUGGUAGGGAUCGAUGGGACCAAUGGAAGAAAAGAGAUACAACAUGGGUCCUAUACACCGCUCCGCUACCUUGAGCUCGAUAGCCCCACCCCAAGGCCUCCGGCAUAUAACUCUUAUUACUGGACUCCUUUCCCUUUUCAACUUAUAUAGUUUGCUAAAGCGUGUACAAUUGUGUGUACAAUUAUGUGUUGAUUUCUGUGUUGACUUAUGAUUUAAUUUAUGAGCGCAUUAAGGCAACAUAACGUGACAUAACGCGACUUGCUGGAGACACACAAAGGGAGGGGGAGGGGGGAAGAAAGAAGAGGGAAGGAAGAGGGGGGAGGGACAAAAAAAGGGAGGGGAAAAGAAACAUGUGGAGGAGGGAAGGAAUUGGGAAGGAGGUGGGAGGGAAGAGGCGAUUCGUUGAAAUAUUAUACCUAAUGCUAAAUGUGGAGCCUUGGGUGGAUGGCGUAGAGUGCAUGGUAUGUGAGGUCAGUCCAACAGGGUGUGUAGAGCAGGGGUACAUAUUGCCCUGGCUGGGAAACACUAGGAUUGGGGGGGGUAGGAAAGGAACUUUCUCGUGUUAAACUAUGACUGCUCAAUUAUUGCUGACAAACUCUCAGGGUAUAUAAAUUGUUGCUAUGUGCUGUAACUGAUGUAAUGGAAAUGCAUCACGGGAGCACAUGGUGAAGUGGUCCUGACAUGUACUACACUUGUUGUAAUACCCUUUGGUGGAGACUGGGCUUCUUUACUCAACCCAUACUCGUGCAGAUUUUCCUACUCUGGGCUUGGUACCGGUGCGGGCUCCUAGUGAUUCCCGUUGUAGCACGAGUCCCCUCCCUUAAUGGGGGGAAGAUACGGGACAUCUCUUGCUCCGCUGGGGGUGUCCCUUAAGGGGAGUCCUCCUUUUUUCUACAAACUAUUUUCCUUCUUUCCACUACUCUCUACCUAUCUUAUUAGGAGACAUCCUAUUCAUUCCCUGCUCCUCUGGGUGUUCUCGUCUCUCAGUAUAUAGGGGAAGGGGCCCAGGUUUUCCAACAUAUUCUCCCACUAAUCUGCUAGCCUUUUCCACUUUUACAUUCCUUAAUUCUCUCCUCUGUCCUGUGUUGUUCCUGUCUUUCUUCCUCUCCUCAUUUCUUAUGCUGACUCGGGAGGUCGGAUCCCUCGGGGUUACUGAAACAGAGCAAAGAGUGCUUAGGAGGUUGGCGACGUGCCUCCUGCAUGGGUUGGGCCUAGCUCGGGGCUUAACUUGGCUUACCGCCGCGCUCUUCUGAAUAUCCUCACUCUUAACUGUAGGGGAUUGAAUAUCAGAGAACGCAGAACACAUCUGUAAAGGGAACUGAAGAAAUAACAUGUAUCGGUAACUUUGCAUCAGGAAACGCAUUUUAUGGAAGGUGCGGCGCCAAAAUAGACACUACCCGGUUAACUUCUUUAGCAACUACCUAUCGGCCCGUAAAGUUGGAAUUGCAAUCAUAGUUGCCCCCAACCUGGAAUUCCAGGAACUAGACUGCUUACUCGACUCGCACGGACGUUUCCUAUUUCUGAAGGGCACCAUCGCCGACAAACUAUACACCUUCGCAUCAAUAUAUGUCCCAACUGCAGACAGGCACACUUUAUUAGGAAUACGUUGGCUAAACUAUGAGACUUCUCAGAGGGCGCUCUAAUAGUGGGAGGGGACUUUAAUGCUCCCCUAGACCUGCUGCUUGACUCAUCCACAGGACAUACUUGCAUCCCCCAAUGGUGCAUUCGUUCCAUCUGCAGAACAUAGGGAAACAUGGGACUGGUGGACUGUUGGAGGACACUUUACCCUACCGUCAAGGAAUUCACGCAUUACUCUGCUCUUCAUGACCGUUAUUCUCGCAUUGACUAUCUCUUUAUUAAACAAGAAGGUCUCUCUCAGCUCUUAAGAGCCACUAUUGGACGCACCACCUGGUCGGAUCAUGGGCCGGUCGGCAUAGAACUCGAAUACCCUUUAUCCCGACCCUCAACUUGGACGUGGCAGCUCAAUGAGGCCCUCUUGUUGGAUCCCGAAGUGCAGGAGCAAGUCUCCCAAGCAUUGGAUCUUUAUUUCCAGGAAACGGUCGGGGAAAAUGUAACCGAUAUCGAUCUAGGAAGCCUACAAGAGCGUCAUCCGAAGCACACUUAUUUGGAUUGCCACACACACAAAAGAGCGGCCCUACAGGAGAUGGCUGACCUUUACAAAUUUAUACUGAUUUUGGAACUCCAGCAUAAACGAACCCACUUCAUGGAAGUAUACGGAGAACUGAUGCAAGCCAUGUGACAGCUGAAGGAACUGCUUGCGCACAGAUAUUUUCGAUCUAUACAAUGCUCCAAGGGCUUCUUUUGCUCCUAUGUGAACAAAGGAGACAAAUAUCUCACCCAUCUUUUGAAAGGUAUCUCCCCCGAACAUAGGUCUGCAAAAUACACAGCACCUCAGGGACUAUAUCCUCCAUCCCAAAGGAUAUAGCAGAAGAAUUCCGACGCUACUAUAGCCCUCUGUAAAACCUGCCCACACCCGAGAUGAAUCAAUUAAGCCUGAUCGUACUGGCGCAUGUCACCAUUUACCUAGAUACCAACGUCCCGACAGAGGUAACUCCAGAAAUAGCGGCUGUUUUGGAUGCCCAGACAAGUACCAAGGAACUCUCUGUAGCUCUGAAAGAGACAAAAACCGGCAAAGCACCGAGGCCUGACGGAUUCUCAACGGGAUACUAUAAAAAUGUUUCCACAAUGCUCCUGCCAUGGCUGAUGAAAGCACUCAAAGCAGUCAAGGAGGGGACGAACUUUGGAGCGGAAUUGUUGGCAGCGACCAUAAUGGUCUUGCUUAAAUCAGGGAAGGAUCCGGCAAGCUGUAGCAGCUAUCGCCCGAUCUCUCUCCUGAAUGUGAACGCUAAGCUGUUUACAAAAGUUCUGGUGACCAGAAUCCAAUCAGUCUUACCAACCUUAAUUCAGGCAGACCAGACAGGUUUAAUCCAAGGGCGGGAAGCACAGGACAGCACAUUGCGUUUCUUUUCCAGUCAAUACCACGCAAGAAAGAUGCGGAAAUACCUAAUUUUACUAUCAACCGACACUGAAAAGGCAUUUGACCAAGUCAAUUGGUCAUAUAUGAUAGCCACUUUAAGAAAGAUGGGAUUGGGAUACAGAAUGCUUACUUGGAUUUCCACCUUGUACAACAAGCCAUGAACCUCAGUGAGAGUUAAUGGGGCAUGGUGACAGGAGAAAGGGAUGCCCUCUUUCACCGCUGCUAUUCGCCAUAUCACUGGAACCGCUGCUCCAGGCGAUCCGCUGGAAUCCAGACAUCCGGGGCUACACAUGGCAGAAGGUGGAACAUAAGGUUGCCGCUUACGCAGAUGACCUCCUCCUCUUUAUAUCGGAACCCCGGAUCACACUUCCUUGCCUUCAAGCGGAAUUCGAAUGAUUCAGUGGAUUUUCGGGAUGUAAGCUUAACCUAUCAAAAUAUGAAGUACUCAAUGUCACAAUCCCGAUGGAGAUAUAUAUAUGGCUCUGGAAUCGCUGUUCCCAUUCCACUGGUGCUUAGGCAAAAUUAAGUAUCUUGGACCGUGGGUAUCCACAGAUCCGCGGGACAUAUACCAACAUAACUUUAUACCCCUGCUGAAGAUGCUGUUGGCGGAUCUGAACAGAUGGGUUACCCUCACGUGAUGUGGCAUGGGCGAAUAGCAGUAAUCAAAAUAAAUAUUCUCCCAAGGGCCCUCUAUUUCUUCCAAACCAUGCCGCUGACACUACCAGCAUCCUUUUCCUCCACAUUAAAAACUGUGAUCAUCCGCAACGUGUGGCGAGAGGAAAGGUCAAGGCCAUGAGCUGUUAUGUCUACCUAGACAUAGGGGACUGGCGCUACCAGACUUUAAAAAGUACCAUCAAGCCACGAUUCUGCAACGAAUCCUUGACUGGUACGCUGGAAACACACACAAGCAAUGAGUGGUAUUAGACACUGGAGGCGUAAACACUAGCCUGGAGUCGGCGGUGUAGUUGGGGGGAAAAGUGGGGUCAAAAGAGAGGAACGAAGGGGAACCAGUGUCUCACGCACUUUGCACCUGGUAGUUGGUUAGCGAACAGACACACGUCUCACCCACUCCCAGCCCCUUACUACCGAUAACGAACAACGGCAAAUUAGGUGGGGGAGGGGGCUGCCCUUGAGGGCAUGGCCCUUUUCUUGGGGGUGGAGAAUACAUCCCGAUCCAUAAGACCUUACGAGACAGUAAAAUACGGAACAUAGACUUCCUAUUAGAGGGUAAGGCAUGGACCCCACUGAUCUCUCUCCGAUAUACACAAUUAAUACACUAAUACUCGCUCCCACAUAAAGAACGGUUACAUAGGGAUCUUACGUGGUUCGAGGUCCAUCAUGCUUGACAAGGCUAUAUCAACGCUAUACCAACACCUUUUGGUUGGCAACCACUUGACAAAAAACACUUUCCAAAUGGGAACACAUGCUAGGCUGGACUUUUUCACCCUCACUGUGGGACAAGGCAUUACUAUAGCAGCAUAAGAGUUCCUUCAACUCCCAAUACCAGGAGAUGAAUUAUAAACUCAUAUCACUCUGUUAUAGGACUCCAGUCCUACUCCAUAAGAUAUUCCCGAUGGUGCCCCUGACACGCUGGAGAUGCCAGGCGGAAAGGGGGACAAUGAUACACCUUUGGUGGGACUGUCGGGACAUUAUCUGGGAAGCGGUGAGGAAGGAUGUGACAGCUAUCUUAGGAGACAUAAAUGAAUGGUCUGCUGAACUAGCUCUGUUACAUAUAUUGUCGCUACCUGUCGCGUUCUAUAAGAAAUCUCUCCUUCGCUACUUAUUGAAUGCAGCCAAAGCCCUUACACCGAUCUUUUGGAAGCGGACCAAGAUCACCACUAGAGAGGAGUGGAUCCACAGGGUCGAUUACAUUCAGACGGCGGAGGUGCUUCAUGCCACACUGAUGGGAAGUGGGACCAGACAUGCAGAGACAUGGCAACCAUGGUUUAGGUUUAUAGCUCAAAGCCAAUGAGACACAAUUUUGUAUUUGCCUCUCACCUACUAAAAAGGAAAUACAGCAACUGAUAACAAAGUUAAAAAGAAAACACAUGCGCCUCUAAUUUAUGUCCAACUAAAUUAAGUGCAAUCAGUUGCCUACUGCUAUGAUGCUUAGAUUCUGGCUUAGAUUGGACACUGAGCCAAUCCCUUGAUAAACCAUUGUAACAACAAUCAACCUCGUCCAAUGGUGGUUUUAUUUUAUUUUUUUACAAAAUUUACUUAGAAAAGGAGUUUAUAUUUAUAAUCACUGCCACUAUGCAUAGUUAUAGUUUAAAACAUAUAUAUGUAAAGUACGCUGUCUAUUCAGUAAAAAAAUGCAUUCACUUUACAGACAAUAAUCUUUCAUCUUGAAAUUGUUCUAGAAAAAAUUCAAGUGUAUAGAUACAGUUUUGUUCAGUAUUGAAUAUUCAAGUUUAUAGGUGGAUAACGGCAUAGGUAAUAUAUGUAGAUUUCUUCUAUAAGACAUUCUUCUCUCACAUCACCCUGUGUAUAUUAUACCUACAAGCUUAGUCUUCCAAAUUAAUCUUUCCUUAAACUGUUUCCGUACCCAUAAACCCAAACAAAUUCCUCCUAGCUUUCAUUUUUCAAAGCUUGAAAUUCAAACACAGCGAUAUGUAAAGAUCACCUCUGUGCAAUGUAAUUAUUAUAGCGUGCAAGCAUUGAAUCUCACAGGGAGAAAAAUAUGUGGCAAUGAUGUAAUAUUUAGCAUUUAAAUAACCACAAUUGAUUUGUGACCCAGAUUGCACUGAACUAUAAAAAAACCUGAAUAUCACAGUAAUAUAUACAUAUAUAUAUAUAUAUACAUACAUACAUACAUACACACGCACACACACACCUUAUCUUAUCUUCGAAUUCAUAGAAACAUGUGUUACACUUUGAUUUAUUUUGUUACACGAGUGAAUUCUUUAAUGAUCUCAUUAGGUUCGUUAGGUUCUCGUAACUUUCAUCCCAUUGAUCUCCAUCUUACUUUCAUUUCCCAGUUCAUGUGCAGCGAGGAUAAUUAGUCCCAGUGUCCUCAUUCACAAAGAAUCUUGGGCAGAAACAUUCAAGUUAGGACUGGCUCUUCCCUGGCACCGUGUGUUUUACAUUGUUGACAUGCUGGUUGAGUGAGGAUUAUUUGUGUACUCCAGUCAUUCAUUUUAUGUGAAGCCCGGGGGAGCUUAGAAUCAGUGAUCGCAAAUUAUUACAUUUGACUCUUUUGUCACUUAAUGACCUCCAGGAGUCAGAAUUGUGCAAACUCGUAAUUGUUUUUGUAAAUUCUUUUCUUACAUUUAUUUUGUUUUAUUUUAAGGUCAGUGGUGCAGGGACACAAUUUCUGUUGAUAAGCCUUUAGAAUUAUAUUUAUAUACAAUAUUGCCCAGUCACUAAUAUAUCUAAGAAGAAAGGUUGUAUAUUUUGUUGUGUAUUUCAAAUUGCUGUUUUCCGAGAUUAUUUUAAUGUCAAAAUGUAAUGAUCAUUUUAAAGCAUGCUGUAUUCCUUUACGCUAAAUUCAUUAUUGCGUCCUUUUCAGAUUUAAAAAUAAAUGACUAUAACAUGUGGAAUAUCUCAGAGAAAUUAUUAAAAUAUGAGAUUAGAAAUGCUAUUGUAACUUUUUCCUGAAUGAUGCUUUUUUUCUUUAGAUUCUAUCAUGGCUUUAGUAUACCUUCCACCUUCUGGCUAUUUUAAGAAUAUGCAGAUACCUAGCUCUGCCUCCUCACUGUCAGUUAAAUCUGCAGCUUUGACAGUUUCUACGUUCUUUGAGAAUGAUUAUUUUACGGGGAGUAACCAGAAUCCUACAUCUCAUUGUAUAGCUGACUCACAAUUUCUAUGGAUUUGUGGGUUCCUAAUUAUAUUCUCUUUGGGAAAACCACAUUGAUGAAAAUAUUGAGGAAAAAAUAUAGGAAGUCUUUGCUAAAGUUUCAAAAUGAUCUGUCAUUGAUAAACGACUCCAGUACAUAUAUGUCUGUGCAUAUGGAUCUCUGUUGGUGGUUUUGUGGUCUGAAAAUCACACCUUACCAUCAUUACAGAGGUAAUUCUGGGGGUAAGCAUUGGGAAAAAUGCUCCCCCUGAGAAGCUGUCUAGUAGUAGAGACUGUGGCGUCACCCACACUGUCCCCAAACGCCUGCUUCCAAGCUAAUAAAAGAAUAUUCCGGUGCCAGACUCUGUAAGCCUGUUACACAUACCGAGAAAAGUGUCAUUGAAUUGACUUGUUAAAGGAACACUCUAGACCCCUAAAGCACAUAAGCUUGCUUGAGUGCUAAAUGUGUGGAGUGUGUCAUUUUUUUUUCCAUUUUUCAAAAAGUGCAGAUUUCAAUAGGAAUUUGCACUUUUUAUAAAUUCACCUUGUUACAUCCCCCAGGCUGUCAACCAGACAAAAGGUUCUGUUACUUCCUUGUUCGGUUAGCUCAGUGGAGCUAAUCUUGAGAGGCAGCAACUGCCCAGAGACUUUGCAAAGUCUUCUCAUUGCACUACAUUGCAAAGUCUGUAAUUGGACAGCCACAGAAAGUCUGGGCUGAAGAAAAAUGGGAGGACUUGCAAGCUCUUGCAAGCUCUCUCUGUCUCUAUAUAUAUACCCAACUAAAAUGCCUAAUUAAAUGCAUGCAUGGUUUCAUUGGGGGUAUAUUUACCACACACUGAUUAUUUAUUUAGUUUUCUUAGGCAGUGGAGUGUCUAUUUUAGCAAGAAGCAGGGAAUCAGUAUAACUGCAAUAGUUGCAUGAUUAAGUGUGCGUUCUUGUUUGUGGUUACUGUAUGCAUAUUUGUAAUUCUGUGUAUCUGUGUUAUAUUUUAUCAUGAACUUUAUAAAUUACUUUUCACAGGUCCCUGGAAGUCAUUGCUGGAAUGGAGAGUAACAGCAAAGUAUUCACUGUUCAUGUUCAGGGCUUGUUACAACUGCAGGUAAUUUGAAGAUUGUAAUCACUGUUAGCAUGUGUACAUUAUGCUGUUACCUAAACUCAUUAACACAUAGACCAAACAAAAACAAACAAUAAAUUGUUAUUUAUUCAGAAGACAAGGUUAGCAGUUGGUUUCAGUAAUUUUCUAUUAACAUGAUUGAACACACUUGAAUAAAAUGUCAGAAAGUAAAAUGUAUAUUAUUAUUAUGAUUCAUUGAUGGUUUAGUGGUUAAAAUAGUAAUAAUCCGAUCUUCGAAAACUAUUUUCUGAAUUUAUUCCCCUAAGUCACUCUUUCACUCCAGAACUUCAUCACGAAGGGGCCCUGUUGUAUGGUAAUAGGAGAGGCAAGAUGUACUUUUGUAGUCAAGCUGUUUCACCCAGUGGACCCAUCUAUAAGGCCAACAUAGUUGUCCACGUCUUUUUCCUUCUAUUUUGUACUGAUUUAAGCAGUGAGAGUAUAUACUGUCUAAUUCUAUUGCCCUGUGCGCAACAGAGCACACAGAGCAACACAGUCCAAGAAAAAUACCAGAGUAACUCCUAUACAACACCUCUCUACACCACAAACCCUACCUCUUGGGGGGAGAGUUACUGGUGGGGAAAUAUAUUAUGAGAAUAUGAGGGAAGGCAACAAAAAUGUGCAUACCCCUCGUUACAUCUGUGGUAAAGCAAAGUUUUAUUUGUUUUGGCAGCCAUCAUUUUUUGCGUGCAUAGCGACAGAUUUAGUUUGCACAUACAGAUAUUCAUAACCAAAAAUAUCAUAGGUAAGGUUUACAAUGUCAUGGAUUUGGUCAGCACUUUAGUUUAUCACAUACAGAUAUUCAUAACCAAAAAUAUCAUAGGUAAGGUUUACAAUGUCAUGGAUUUGGUCAGCACUUUAGUUUAUCACAUACAGAUAUUCAUAACCAAAAAUAUCAUAGGUAAGGUUUACAAUGUCAUGGUUUUGGUCAGCACUUUUUCAAAGAAUAAUAAUAAAACAAUGUUAAAACAUCAUGUUGAUAACUAGCUUUGCUCCUACUGAAAAAAAUUAUAAUUUAAUAUUGGUAGAGCGAGAUAUACGUUAAUCAAGAUACACCGCCUCCAGGGAACAAAAAUGUAAAAAAAAAAAAGAAAGAAACAUUCUCUUUAAAUUUUGUCAUCUUUUACAUAAAGACACGUAUAUCUUCAUAUGUAAACAAGAUAAGAACUGGCUCGGCCAUUUUAAUUGUAGCAUAGCUGUCAUUUAGAAUUCCGUCACUGCUUUCAUCCACCACGUUCAGUGUAUUGUAUCUCAAAGUUGUUUAAUUUCCCAGGAUUCUCUUGGCUGUGGUAUUUUGUUAUUGACAGAGUCCUAUAACAGCCUAUGUUUGUUCAAUUUUUUUUUCGUAUCAUUGAAAAUCUUGGAAUCAUAAAAGUCCGUAAAGCCAGGCUUUCUUCAGUUACUUUUCUGGAACAUUAGCAGUUGUGUCCAUGAGACAGCUAGAAAUUACUAUUAUUGUUUUUGGAGCAAGCAGACGGCGUUUUGCUCCUGCUGUGCCAUUUGUUUUUCUAGCAGAUGAUCUGCUUUAAAAUAGUCCUGAAGCGUUUGAUUUGCUACUUAGUCUCUGUUCCAAGAACACUACACUGGGAAAUGUUAUUGUAGUGACAGUUUAUAAAAGCGAUGAUCCGAGUUUAUACGCCAUUUGCAAAUACCAUUUCAGACGUGUUCAUUCAAUACUCUGGAGUUGUUUUCAAUGAAAGAUUUUAUAAAAGCAAAAGAGCACUCUCUAUAUAAUUAUAUCACCACAAUUGUAAAAUAGUCACUUAUUAUUAUUAUAAUUUAUUAGACAUAUUAUCAAAUAUUACCGUACAAACAUAUUUACACACAGUCAGUGUUUCAACCUAGUUUACUUGGGGGAUGUAUUUACUAAAACAAAUUAAAACUGAAUUUGCGAAAUAUAAGAGAAAAUACCUGUGGUGGAAAUAUUCUUAAACUCACAGCGUUAUUUACUGAAUGGAGAAUUCAAUGUGAAUUUUAAAAAUAUAGAUAGAGAAGUUUAACUGAAACUCUAGCUGACUUACGGAACUAUUCCAGUUUAACUACUUUGACCUUAAAUUUAAAAAUACACUUUGAUUUCUGACUUUAGUGGAUAACCCUGUCAGUUAUAUCUCUAACAAUCGGCAUUAUUCACUAAAGUCAGUAUUCAAACUUUAUUUCAGGAUAAAAUGGGGUGCAUAGAUGUAAUGGACAGUAGACUUGUGUAUUUGUGGACACUCAGCUCUUCUACUAAAUUCUGUUUCUCCAAAGCAUUGUAGAGACAUAUAACCAUACAAAUAACUAGUGCAAUGGUGUGUUGGUAUGAUUCCGUGUUUGAAGUUCCCCCCAAGGUGCCAGAAAAAGAUGAUUAAUUGGGAUAAAAAUAAUUGAUGGCUAGGGGACAGUCAUUAAAUGUUGAUUAUACUCACAUAUCAAGUGAGAGGUGACCAAUAAAGAUAGCAAAAUAAGAAGCAGUAAAAAAUAUAUACAUAUUCAUGAACAUAUGAUAUAUAAAUAUAGAAUUUUUGUUUUACUGACCCUCCUCUUUUUCUUUCUUUUAGUAAAAUUUUCUCACUUGAUUUGGGAACCAAACGGCUGGAAAAUGCGCCUAUCAAUGUACUGUAAAAUAUAUAUAAUAUUUAUAUUAUGUAUAUAUUUUGAAGUAUACUGAGUGGCCCGUUUUCGCAAACUGUUUUGUUAAUCCGAAUUGUUUCCGAGAAUUUUUUUUCAUGCACAAUAUUUCAUGGACGAGAGUUGGAGGUCACAAACCUCCACAAAUUUAAUUUUUGGAAGAAUAGAUUUUGGCCAAAUGGAGUUUGUCCUUCAUGCACAUGUCUAGUUGACAGUAAAAGCAUUUUAUGGAGAUAAUAAUGCAACUAAAAUUCGACUAUAUUAUGUGAAUAAAACAAACACUUUUUCCACUUUCUUUACAGUCUGGACAAUACACAUCUAUAUUUGUGGACAACAGUGCCGGGGCACCAAUCACUGUUCAAAAUGGGUCUGAUUUUAUGGGCAUUCUAAUGGGGAUUUAACCAAAACCCCAAGAGAACAAGUUCUUCUUUCAACACCAAACCAUCAUGAUAUUGACACAGAGUCGUGCAUCUACAAUGGACAAACAUUCAAUUUUCCUGAUCAUCUGGGAUCUGUUGCUGUAUAACUGCUUGCCACCUUCAUCACCUGGAGAGACUUUAUGCAAGCCCCUAUCUUCAUUCAUUGCCUCUGCUGCUUGUAAGCCUCAAACUGCCGAGAGGUCUGCAAUACAUCGAAAUGGUAUUAUUAAGCAAUGCAUUGCAGAACUCAGUUUAAUAUUUCCAUAUCAGACUCUGUAAAGAAAAUACCAUCAAUUAGGACAAGUUAUCCUUUUUUGUAUAUGCAUUUUUGCUACUUGAUUUAGAAAAAGAAAGAAGGAUGUAGAGCCUCAGCAGAUAUGUUCUCAUUGUUGAAAGCUGAAUGUGGAUCUCUUCUACAAUGGACACUUUGUUUCUAUAAUUGAGUUCCGAGGGCAUUUGGAGCCAGUUUUGUGUGGUCUGGUUAAUGAGGGACUCAAGAAGAACAUCAAGUAACCUGACCGAAAAAUGAGUUACUGCUGUUGGCUCCAAAAUGGACACUUGUAUUUGUGCCUCAGAUUGUACCCUCUUCUGAUCACCUAUGUUGUUCUAUAUUGUUUUAUUCUAUAAGAUACUGCAUAAUAUGGCUGUUUGCUAAUAAACAGUCUUUUAACCAUCAUCAAUUUUGGUGCCAAAGGCUCAGAUUUAUAUACAACGGGCUUAGGAGGAAAGACUAGUGAGUCUGCAUGAAAAAUGUGCACAUUUAAAAGGAGUCUUCAAACUCUUGAGCACUUUGAAUAAGUUUGUUGUUCCAGUGAGUUGCAAAAAUCACCUUAGCUCUGUUUUCACCCCACCUGCAUGCUGUGAUGUAACACUCAAUGCCCCUAUAAGACCGAAUACAUAAAUAUCACAGGCUCUUAAUAAAAGCAUCUUUAGCAACUGUGCAGAUGAAUGGCUGAAAGUAAAUUCAGUCUUGAAAGUAUGUUCAGUCUUGAAUGAAGCUGAUUGGAAAGCUAUCAGAGGCCAAAGACAUACCCUUUCAAGAAUGAAUAUACUUGACUCUGCUGAACUACAUUUCCCAUAUACUCUAGCAAUGUAGGGGUUUCUGGAAUAUGCAAACAAUGGGACUAUGAGAACAGUAAUAUCAGUCACUUACUGGUCCCUUUAGCUUCAACUUUGAAGCAAAUAAGGGAAUUAUACCGGUGAAUGAUAUUUCUUUUGGGUUUAAACACAAUACACUGUUACAUAUGGAAAGGUUGUUUUGACUCUAACACAGACUGAUGUGAGUAUGGAAAAUGGAAAUGGUUCCCCAACUCCAUAAAUAUACAAUAGCAUUGCUUGAGAUAGUGAAUGCAAAAAGGCUUAGUCAAUGAUUGGAUAAUGAGUCAUAAUUUCAACUAUAUUUCAUUCUAAAAUCAAGGUGUACACACUGCACAGUCAAUAUGAAACACAGGGAACAGAGCUACACAAAAGUUAAAAAUAGUAAUAUAUUUAUAUGCUAAUAUAUGCAAAUGUAAACAAUAUAAAACGACAUAUUGGUAGUGUUCUUGGACCCCUUAAAUGUACAAAAUGCUGAGCAUUUCAAAUCAGACAUAUUACCUUUUAGAAAAAAAAAAACAUAAAAUAACAUUGUUAGAUUAUUUGCCAUUCAUUUAAACCCAUCUGAAGCUUUUACUGCAUUGCCUGUUCAUGUUGGCUGACAUCAAUGCAAUAUGAAUAGGUGCCAAUUUAUUAAUGAGUUUGAGUACUUUAAAAUGAAAGUGAGGGCCUCUCAUAGAUAUGCAUUGGUUUUUACGAUUUCUCUGUAAUUGGAUGGCUUAUAGAGAAACUUUGGAUUGUCUAGGAGAUCAUCACCAAUGAUUAUCUCACAGAGGAAGAAGACAAUCUCACAACUGGAUAAUAAUUAAUUUACUUAUUUGUGAAUUGUAGCAUGCCAAAGUGGGAACAUAGUGGAGAUUGUGCAUAGUCCCCUGCUCUGUCUGUUAGUGCAGUUCCAGGCUCCGGGUCAAGCAGUGUGCUUUGUGAGUGGAGAGAGGGCAGUAUAUGAUGUUCAUUCACAUCUCCAGCCCACUCCCCUCACUCACCAAUCGUAGGCUGGAAAUGCAUUGACAGACCGGCAUAGGGACAUACAGAGCCUCUUCUACAUUAGCCAGGGCAACAGAAAGACAUCAGACUGCUUCUCAUUCAAUGUCAAACUCUUAACAAAUAGUUUAACACUGAGCAGUGGGAUUGCACCAGGGGACUCCAGGAACUAAAACCACUUCAAUGAGAUGAAGUGUUAACGCUGCCUACAGUGCCUCUUUAAGAACAAAAUUA